Messenger RNA from Drosophila albomicans, 57376 nucleotides. Its product is annotated as titin. Gene Ontology annotation, molecular function: protein binding. NCBI's taxonomy places the organism in Eukaryota, Metazoa, Arthropoda, Insecta, Diptera, Drosophilidae. The record is from RefSeq and is a predicted model, not a curated record.
CGUUCGGUUGUUGGGCACGCGGCGCGCGCGCGUGUUUCUCUCUCUUUCUCUCACACUGUCCGUUUGACGUUUGGCUCCGUUUUGUUAUUUUAAAAAAUAAAUAUACAAAAAAAAACUACGAAUAAUGUGCGAAUAAUGUAAAUUUGGCAUAAAAAUAGCUUAAAAACCAUAAACAAAAUGCACAGCAACUAAGCGAAGGAGAGAAACGAAACGAAAACAAAACAAAAGAAAACUAAACGGGAAAGAUUAAACGACGCCCACGCAAAACAUACAAAACUACACGUAGCCGCUAAGCCGACAACUACAACAACAAUAGCAACAACAACAACACUCAACACACUCCACAACUGACAACAACAACAACAACGACACUUGGCAGCCGCAAACAUGGAACGUCGCCAAGCGUUAGACUCAUCGAUGUCUUCACUCUACUCGGCCAGCUCCUCGAAUCGCCAACAGCAACAACAACACCAACAACAUCAGCCACAGUCACAAUCCCAGCUAGACGCCUUCAAUUAUUCAGCAACAAUGUCAUCAUCAUCGCCAACGCCAAGCCAGGCAACCAACUGUUCCUCCCUUCGUGCCACAACCAUCGGCACCGUUGUCGUCCGCUGCGGACCCAUCCAGCUGGUGAUAGCGCUCUUGCAAAGUCCUGAAAAGAUCUACAUCAAAGUAGUUGAGCUGGAGCCAAAGAUCACAGCGCUGGGCGACAAUUUUGACGACUCGCUGCAAAUGCAACGAGAACACGAUGAAACGCUGCGAAAUCUACAGAACCUGCCCGGUCCCAUGGAUGAGUUUGUGCAAAAAGCCGACAAAUUGCUCGCAAGCAAACGCAUCAGCUCAGAGCUGGUCAAUGCCAUGGCCGACACACUGAACAUCAUCUGGCAAGACAUAUUGAAUCUGCUGCAAGAUCGCCAACAUAUUCUGCAUCUGUGCACACAGUUUCACGACAAGAUGACGCUGUGUUUCCGUCGCAUGGAUCAACUAGAGGAAGCGUGCAGCGAGUCGAUGACACCCACAGAUGUGGCGGGCGUGCAAGAGUUCCUCAACAAAUUCAAGCAGCUGCGGAUCGACAUGCUGACUGGCGUCAUGGCUGCACUCAAGGAUGGCAACGAGUUGCUCGCACAACUGCAAGAGCUGGAAAAGCUCGAGACACUGGACACCAGGCCGGAGCACAUCAAGCGCGAUGCCACACGAGCGGUGCACCAGGUUCAACAGUGGCUGGAGGCGUUGCACGAUCGUCGCAAUGCCUUGGAACUCGCUUGGCAGACGCGCAAAACGCAACUGGAACAGUGUUUGGCUCUAAAGCUGCUGGGACGCGAGCUCAUUGAGCUGGAAUCGGCGCUGCAGCAGGCCAGACAUGAGCUAAACUCCAUGUACAGUUUAGGAGAGUGCGAGCACUCGGCCAACCAGACGCUGCUCAAGUAUCGCGAGUGGAAGCAACAGGCGUUGCUGCUGCGCGAUCGCGCUUUGAAGAUCACACGCGCCAAGGAGAAGGUGCAAGCAUCCGGUCACUUGGCGGGCGAGGAAGCGUGUGCCAGAGCUUAUGCUGUCCUCAGCGGCUGCACCGAGCAUCUGGAUGUGGUGGAUCAACGCGAGCAUUGGCUGCAACUGUCGCGUGACUUCUUUGCCAAGGCGGAGCAUACGCUUAGCGUUCUAGAGAAACUCGAACUGGAGUUGGCCAGCGUCAAGUUGCCGCCGAAUUCACCCGAGAGUUAUGCCAUGUAUGCGAAGGUGUCGCGUGACGUUCGCAACUUCACGGAGGAGCCACUGCGUCUGGGUUACAGCAUUCUGGAUGAAGUGGGACGCACGCAGCCAGAGACGCAGGGCAUUAAGCGUGUGCUCGAUGAGCUGGAGAAUCGCAAGGCAUACAUUGAGGGCAUCUGUGCCAACAGCAGCGAGGAUCACGAGCGUGUACAACGUGCACUCAACGAGUUUCUGUCGCAGCACAACGAACUGCUCGCCUGGUUGCGUGCCUCGGGUCAGUUGCAGCUGCAGCAGAGUGUCAACAUGGGUCGCAAUCUGCAGCAGGCGAAACAGUUUCUGUUGCAGCAUCACGAACUCAUGCAGGAUCUGGAGAUCAAAGGCGAACUCAUCAAUCUGCUGCUCGAAUCGAUUAAACAGCAUCUGGAGUCGUUGAGUCCGCAGCAACGUUACGAUGUCGACUCCAAGGCGGAGGCAUUGCACAAGCAUUGGAUUGAGCUGAAGGAUUUGGUGUUGAAGCGCGUCGAUUAUGUGUCGCUGCUCAUUGAGUUCUUCGAACAGGCCAACGAGCUCUCUAGUCAACUGGAUCAUCUGCAGCGACAGCUGCAACAGACACCAGACGAGCACAAGCUGCAGUUCCUACAGGCCACUUGGGCCAACAUUGCCGGCAGCUAUGCGGAACUCAAAUCGUCCGGCCAGCGAUUCAUCAACUUGAAAAUUGUGGAUCCAUAUCUCGAGACGAAAUCCUCAGUGCAGGCAGUGGAAGAGACGCUGAACGGCUUCAGUAAGCGCCAGAUCGACGUGACGAGCAGUUUGGAAAAUUGGACAACGAACAUUCAGGAGAAGCGUCAAGUCGAAUAUCUACUCGAGAAAGUCAUGAGCGAUAACGAGGAAACUGUGGCCAAGAGCACACAGGUGGAUACCCAGCUGUAUCCGGUGUUCAGCACUUCCAGCUUGGACUCGAAGCAGCUGCUGACGAGCACACGCGAGAAGCUCUCGUUUGUCACCCAGGACAUUGAGCGUGCCCAGGAGGAGAUACAGCAACGCAUACAGACAACGCUGAGCAUACAGACAAAGGAUCAGCAAUCGCUGUCGAAGAUCGAGCAGGUGAUCAACAAUCUGCGCAUGCUGAAGGCAAAGCUCGAUGGCAUCAAGUACGACUAUCGCACACUGCUGGAGAGUGUGCUGCAAUUCCUCGAGAACAUUGUGCAGCUGCGUCAAGAGAUCGAUGCAUAUUUUGCACGACAACAAGCUGCAUCCACAGCGGGAUCAUCUUCGGGUGUCGAACGUACUAUAGCCGAGCAUGAGAAAUUCCGCGAUCAGUGCAUGGAUAAAUUUAGAUCGUUAAUCACACAAUCCGAACUGCUGAUCGAUCGGGUGCGUGUCUUGGAGCCGCCGGGUGCUCGCGAAAUCGACACUGAUCGCAUUUUGAAGUUGUUGGAGAAUCUGCGCAUUCACUUCGAGUCGAACAGCAGCGCCAGAAUGUCGACACUGGAGCGUCUCGAGAAGCUCGAGCAAUUCCGCAACGAUCUCGAUGACAUCGAUCGCAGUCUGGACAGCGUCAGCAAGCAAUUGCACGAUAUUAAUGGACAGAGUGUGGAUAGUCUGGCCGCAGCCAAGACCACGUCGCUGGCAUUUGAGUACUUUGAACGUACCAUUGAGAGUUCUAUGCCCAAGUUUAUGAAACUGAAGUCGACGCAACGACAUCAACGACGCUGGGGCCAAACGUCAGCGCCAACGAUCGAGCUGCUUGAGAAGCGCAUUGAAAAGUUUACCGAGACAACGAGUCAACAGCUGCUGAUCAGCAACCCGGAAAGCGAAGCGUAUGUUAAGGACGAGCUGCGCAAGCUCAACGACAAGUGGCAGAGCUUCAAAGAGCAGGUGAAGCAGAAACGAAAGAGCCUCAAUCAGGCCAAUGAAUUCUUCGAGGUUGUUGAGAAGAUCGAUGCAGAGUACCGUGAGAUCAGCUACUUCUACAAUAGCGUCUCGAAUAAGGUGCCGUAUCUGCGCGAUCCCGUCGAGGCCGCCAAUCUGGUCAAUGAUAUCGAAAAGUAUGUGACCAGUCGUGAAUCAGCGCUGCGCUCGAAGUUGGACAAUGCUUCACAGUGUGCUCACGAUAUGAACAAAGUGUCCAGCUUGUACAACGACGUGAUGAACAUUUUCCAAUCGUUCGUCAAGCUAAAGUUGGAUAUCAAUAUUGUCAUUGAGCGUCUAAAGCAGGAGCAACGUCAGCGUGAACAACUCGAGCGUGAGGCACGCGAUCAAGCCGAACGGGAUCAGGCAAUACGCGAGGCCGAAGCACGCGAGCGUUUGGCACGUGAGGAGCAAACACGUCUGGAGGCGCAACGUCAGCAGGCGGCCAUCGAGCAGGCACAGCGUGAGCUAGCUGCUAGGCAGUUGUCACUGCGUGAACAGGCGGUGCGCGAAGAGGAGGCACGCUUGCAGGCGGUGCGCGAACAGGCGGCGAGAGAGCAGUUGGCAAGGGAGCAGGCGGCGCGCGAAGAGGAACAACGCAUCCAAACACUGCGAGACAUUGCUAAGCGUGAGGAGGAGUUGCGACUGCAGACGCUACGUGAGGAGGAGGCACGUUUGCAAACGAAACGCGAGGAAGAGAUACGCAUCAAGCGUGAAGAGGAGUUGCGCCUCAAGCGCGAAGAGGAAUCACGCCAGAAACGUGAAGAGGAAUCGAGACAGAAGCGCGAGGAAGAAUCACGCAUUCAACGCGAGGAGAUUACACGGCUGCAAACACUGCGCGAUCAGGUGGAUCAGCAGCGCAUUGUUACCGAGAACAUACGCAAGGACAUCCAGGUGAAUCAGAUCUUCACCGAGCUGCGCUACGCUUCACCGCUCUUCGUGCGUCCGCUGAAGGAUGCUUUGACACGCGAGGGCGAUCGCUUUGUGUUCGAGUGCGAAGUUACCGGUACUCCCGAACCUAGUGUGGAAUGGUUCAAGGAUGGCAUCAGCAUACAGAGCAAUGCCGACUAUAAGACCAGCUUUGACAAGGGCAUCUGUCGCCUGGUCAUCGAGGAGACCUUUGCCGCCGACACCGCUCGCUUCAGCUGUCGUGCCUCCAAUCUGGUAGGCACCUGUGAUACGAAUGCCACGCUGACUGUGCGUGAGAAUGCUGCCGAGCUGCAGCUGGUGCCGCCUCGCAUUGUGCGCUUCUUGGAGAGUGGCAAGGCCACCGAAGGCACCUCCUUCCAGUUUAGCUGUGUAGUUAGCGGUGUUCCUCUCCCCACAGUGCAGUGGUUUAAGAACGACAAGUGCAUCGAUGACUCGCAGGAUUAUGUCAUCAGCUACAACAAUGGUGAGGCGACGUUGCGCUUCGAAGAAGUCUUCCUUGAGGAUGACGCGGUCUACACGUGCAGCGCUUCGAAUCCAGCGGGCAUUGAACAUUGCUCGGCUAGUCUCAUUGUGGAACCCUUGGAACCCACUGAGUUGCCCUGCUUCAAGUUGCCGUUGCAGAAUGCCAUGGCACGCGUUGGCCAGAAGAUCAAGUUGGAGGCUUUGGUCUCGGGCAUUCCCAAGCCAGAUAUUUACUGGCUACACAAUGGCAAACCCUUCCAGCCACGCGACCUCAAAUACGAAAACGGUCGCGUUACGCUAAUAAUCCCACAAGCGUAUCCAAACGACGCCGGAUCCUACGUGUUGAGUGCUAAGAAUCUAGCUGGCGAGGCAUAUAGCCAUUGCAACAUCAUUGUCAAGGGACGCCUGCCAAACGAGACGUCCGAUUCCGAGAUGGCCAGCGACAUCGAACCCAUUCGUCCGGCCGUCCACAUGCCCCUCAAGGAUGUCUCCAUGUUUGAGGGCAAACCUGUGCGCCUGGAUUGCGUGAUUGUCGGACAACCCGAACCGGAGGUCAUCUGGUAUCACAACGAACGUCCGGUAAAGGAGUCUGCCGAUGUGCAGCUUCUAUUCCAGGGCGAUCGCUGUUCGCUCUUCAUACAGGAGGUGUAUCAGGAGGAUGCGGGCAACUACAAAGUAGUGGCCAUCAAUUCGGCUGGUGAAACGUCAAGCAGUUGCGAGCUGAAGGUCACGCCGUUGAACAUCGCUGAGCCAGCCACUAGGGCACAAGCUGAACGUCAGUCUAUGCCCAAGGAUGCACAACCCAAAUUCGAGCGUUUGCUUUCAGAUGCGCUCGCCGAUGAGGGCGAACAGGUGGUGCUGGAGGUGCAGGCUAGUGGCGAUCAACCGCUCCGCGCUCAAUGGUAUUUGACCAACAAGGAGCUGCAGCUGAACGAACGCGUCACGGCGCAAUCAAAUCCCGAGGCGGGCAUCUUUAAGCUCAUACUGAACAAUGUGGAGGCCAAUGACAAGGGCGUCUACACGGUGAAGGUGUCCAACAAUGCUGGCGAUGCCAAGUGCUUCUCGCAUUUGAUUGUCAAGUCCGUCAACAUGCCAGAGAAUCGUCGCGGUAGUCAAUCGUCAGUGGAGAUCGUGGAACGUCAUCUGUGUCCCGAGUUCAAGGAGCUGUUCAGCGAUAAGCAGGCGCAGAUCGAUGAUGUGGUCAAGUUCGAGUGCAUUGUGGUGGGCAAACCGACGCCCAAGGUGCAUUGGUAUUUCAACGAUCAGCCAGUGCAUGGACACAACUUUUUGGUCUCCACCAGCGGUGAUCGUCAAGUCCUCACCAUACAGCAGUUAACACACGAUGCUGUGGGCAAAAUCAGUUGUGUUGCCGAGAACGAGGCGGGCAAAGCCACCUGUGUGGCCUUCCUCAACAUCAUUGGCAGCGGUCUUCCCGCUUCCAGUGAUGUGCAAACCAUGACCCAAGAGCAUAAUACCGAAUCAUCGCGAGUGACCAUCAAGAAGCAAACGUUUACUACCACCUCGACAUCGCAGGUCAAUUCCUACGAAGGAAAUGUGCCACAGACCGAGGUGCAUCACUCCUCGGCGCACAUUGAUCAGUCGCUCAAGCAGCUAGGACAACAGCGACCCGAGAUUGUCGAGAGUCAUCACUACCAGGAGCUGCACAAGAGCAAGGAGAUGAGCAGUCCUAGUGUGCAACAGAAAUCCUUUACACUCGUUCAGUCCUCCAACGGUGUGCCAGCUUUACCAGAUUCUCCGACGCGUCUCCGCAAGGAGAUUGCUCCACGUUUCACCACCCCGCUGACUGGAAAAAUUGUGGAUCAGGGUGCCAAUGUGAGCAUGGAGGCCAUAUACGAUGGUUUUCCUUCGCCUGAAAUUAAGGUCGAGAAGAAUGGCGAUCAACUAUUUGACAAUGAGCAUACCAAGAUUUCCAACAAAUUCAAUCGCGUCACCAUUGAGUUGAAGGAAGUGAAUGUGGCCGAUGCUGGACGUUAUGCGGUGACUGCUUCCAACACGGUGGGUCAAUCCACCAGCACUGCCGAUUUGGUUGUCAAAAAGACCAUCUUUCCGCCAGUCUUCGGUCGUCGUUUGCAGGCGCAGGUUAGCAAAAAGGGCGAGAAAUUGAUCAUGGAAGUGGAGGUGACAGGAUUGCCAGAGCCAACAGUGACGUGGCUAAAGGAUGACAAACCCAUUAAGGAGGCUGGACUGUCCGAGCAUCGUCUGCUUGCCCAGGGCAACUCAUACAAGCUGAUCAUCGAGAGAGCUCAAACCUCCGACUCGGGCAAGUAUAUGGUGAAGGCAACAAAUGCUGGAGGCGAGGCCAAGAGCAUCGCUGACUGCGCCAUACUCGAGCCAUCGCCGGAGCGUAUGCAGGAGGUGGUCAAGACGAUUGUUUACGAGACAACGCCGGCGACAAGUGAAUUCAAAACUGAAAACUACAAGUACAGCUCAUCGUCGAGUAUGCAGCAAAGCAGCAGUUCAACUCACCACGAGACCAAGUACACUUCGAACACAAUGCCGUUGAUCACACCAAGUCCAGUGCCAGCGCAGCGCAAGACGCCAGCUGCUGAGUUCAGCGACUACAGCAGCGAAGUGGAUGAACGCUUCCGUUCAGUGUCGCGGGCCAACGAGUCAGACACAGACAUCAAGGGCUAUCGCGUUGUGUUCCCACCGACACCAACUCCUCGCACCAACAUUGCCAACGGACACAAAUCGCCUGUGGUUGUGGUGACGCCAUCGCCCAUGGAGUUUGAACCCACACCACCUGAAGUGGGCAGCUACUCGCGUCCCAAAUUCGAACCGAUUGGCAAGGAAAUACGCCAUGAGAUUCGCACAGAGUCCAGCUCCAAACAGUCGAGCUUCAAGUCGAAUCAACAGCAGCCGCAACAUGUCUUCAAGCCAAAGCCUGUGGCAGCCAAGUUUAUAGCUGCCACACAGCAGCAACAACAGCAGCAACCACUGCCCACCUCGAGGCCAACCAUGUACUACAAUGCAGUUGCUGGCGCUCCCAUGCACACUGCCAAGGUGGCCCACGAGACAAAGAACGUGAUGCAGAUGCAUGAAUCGACAGAGAGUUCCCAGCGCAUUGUCAACAUGCAGCAGACCAAGCGAGUGAUUCACUUUGACAACCAACAGCAGCAACAGCAACAGCAGCAAUACAUGCAACCUCUGGAGCCUUUCCCCUACAGUCCGGCGGGUAGUCGCACUCCAUCGCGGCAAUCACACUUGCCACCGCCGGCCACACCGACCAAAUUCAUACCCGGCGAGUUCCGUGAAAGCGACUACGAAAGCGAAGUGGAAGGAGCACGCAUUCAACCGCUUUGGUCUCCAUAUGGCGAUGGCCUGACCAAGGGCUAUCGUCGUGUGGCGCCUCCGCAGGGUGGCGGACGCUCCUGCAGUCUACCGCGUACCUAUGAGCGUGUGCUGUCACCAAUGGAGUUUGAUCGCGGUCCCGAGAUGCCCAGCAAGAUCCACGUGGAUGUAAAUACGCUGCGCAAGGAGCAACGCGGCGGCAGCACGGUGACCACACAACAUCGCACACAGUCCCUUAAUCGCAACAGCACCUUGAGGCAGCAGCAGUACGGACUGGAUCAGACAGACAAUCAACAGCAGCUGCAGCAACAACAACUGCGUGGCGGCACCUUGCCGCGUUAUGGCUACAACACGCUGCAACAGCAGGCAGAGGGUCAGGGCAAACGCAUGGGUUCGACGUUCCUGCAGAAGUCGCAUCAGUUUGUCGAGGAUGUCAGCAGGGAUAUGCAGAGUUCGACGGGAUUGCGUCCCGGAUUCAGACGUGCUCCCAGCGAGGGCAGCAAUCAACCCCAGGCUUACAGGGAUGAAUCGCGAGUCUCCCAAUACGAUCAGGGCACUCAAACAGAGAGUCUGCUCAUCACAGAGGAGAAUGACGGCAAGCAGCAGCCACAGGCAGCAGAAGAGGACAACAACAAGACACCGCUACGCAAAUCGGCAUCCUUUAGUUCCUCUACAACAGCCUCCCAAUCACCGGGAAGUUCUUCUUUGGGAUCGGCCACAUCGACGAUGUCAUUGCGCUCCACGACGCCACAGAAGAGCAACAUAACUUCACCAGCUGGUCGUGCGUUGCGCAGCGAUACGAUUAACACAUUCCAGAAGUGGGAGACGACAGUCGAGUCCAUUAGCUAUGUGAGCACCAAGACCGUUUCCAUUUCGGAUUUUGGCAAGGAGCCACAGCUGCAGAAUGGUCAACAGCAGACGCCACAAGCAGUGCAACAUCAAGGCGGUAUUGGAGGCACCUAUGUACCGCCGUCGUUGACACACGUCUACGCCCAAGGCGAUAUCUCACCGCCAGUGUUCGAGCAAAUCUUUAAGAACGCACGUUUCGCGCAGGGCGGCAAUGCUCUGUUCGAGGGUCGCCUGCGUGGCAACCCAAAGCCAUUCGUGACAUGGACCCGAAAAGGCGCACCACUUCUCGAGUCGCAAAAGUUCCGAAUGAGCUAUAACGAGGCCACCGGUGAUGUAUCACUGCUGAUCAAUCAGAUUGGCCCCGGCGACGAAGGCGAAUACACGUGCACCGCUCGCAAUCAAUACGGCGAGGCGAUCUGCAGCGUCUACAUCCAACCGGAGGGCGCACCAAUGCCCACGCUGCAGCCCAUCCAGAAUCUGGAGAAGAACAUCUACUCCAAUGGCUACUCGUAUACGUCCAUUGAGGAGGAGUUCCGUGUGGAUACCUUUGAGUAUAGACUGUUGCGUGAGGUCUCCUUCCGUGAGGCAAUCACGCGUCGCUCUGGCUACGAGCAAGACACUCAGCUCUCCCAUGAGCUGGAUCGCUCUCUGGGUCCUGCGCAUGCACCACAAAUAUCGCAGAAGCCGAGAAGCUCCAAGCUCAUCGAGGGCUCCGAUGCUGUGUUCACAGCACGCGUUGGCUCCAAUCCAAAGCCACGCCUCACCUGGUUCCACAACGGACAACGUCUGGUGGCCUCGCAAAAGUAUGAGAUCUCCUAUUCGAGUGGCGUUGCCACUUUGCGUGUGAAGAACGCUAACAUCAAGGAUGGCGGCCAUUACACUCUGCUCGCCGAGAAUCUUCAGGGCUGCGUUGUCUCCUCGGCCGUGUUGGCUGUGGAGCCCGCCACUGAGACCGCCUACGAGCCUAAGCCUAUCGAUACGAUGGCUGAGCAGCUGGAGGCUGGCAAGGCAUUGCCACCCACCUUCGUUAAGGCGUUCGGUGAUCGCGAAGUGACCGAGGGUCGCAUUUCGCGCUUCGAUUGCCGUGUCACUGGCAAUCCCUAUCCGGAGGUCUUUUGGUUCAUCAAUGGCCGCCAAGUGCGCGACGAUGCUUCGCACAAGAUUCUGGUCAACGAAUCCGGCAGCCACUCGCUGAUGAUCACCAAUGUGACCCGUUUGGAUGCCGGCGCUGUGCAGUGUUUGGCACGUAAUAAGGCCGGUGAGGUUGCCAUCGAGGCGCAAUUGAAUGUGCUGGAGAAGGAACAAGUUGUCGCACCACAAUUUGUGCAACGCUUCAGCACGAUGACUGUCCGCGAAGGCGAACCCAUCAGCAUGAGUGCUAAUGCCAUCGGCACGCCCGUGCCACGCGUCACCUGGCAAAAGGAUGGCGUCCAAAUCUCAUCAACUGCUGAACGCUUUGUGGGCAUCGAUGGCGGCGCCACCUGCCUCGAAAUACCCCACGUUCGCGCUACCGAUGCUGGCUGGUAUCAGUGUACAGCACAAAAUAUUGCCGGUUCGACGGCGAACCGGGCAAGACUCUAUGUCGAAGUUCCCAGAGAGCAACCAAGUCAAGAACAAAGGCGUCUUAAUCUCCCAAGACCAACGAAAGUUAUCGAGCCUGAGCCAAUCCUUGGCCCUGAAAUCAUCUAUCUGCGUCAUGUGGAACGCGCCAAGCCCCAUCUGCGACCUGGCGAGGAGGAUCGCGUUUAUCCACCACCGCAGUUCAUCAUCCCACUGCAGAAUGUGCAGCAAACCGAAGGUGGUCGAGUGCACAUGGAGGCGCGCAUCGAACCUGUUGGCGAUCCCACCAUGGUCGUCGAAUGGUUCCUUAACGGACGCCCGCUGGCAGCCAGUGCCCGCGCCACAUCUGUCUUCAAGUUUGGCUUCAUUGCUCUGGAUCUGUUGAGCAUCAUGAGCCACGAUUCGGGAGAAUACAUGUGCCGCGUAAGCAACGCCAGCGGCGUGGCUGAAUCCCGCGCUAUUUUGUCGGUGGUGCAGCGUCCAUCGAUCGAACAAUCGUCGCAGAAUCCCAACAGCUUGCAGUACAUCAAUCAGCUGGAGGAUUAUUCACGCUAUCAGCGCCAGGAGAGCUCAGAGGAGUUGUUGAAUCAAGCUCCACAAUUCAUACGUCCAUUGCGUGAUCUGGGUGAAUUCGAGGAGGGCAAGAAUGUGCACUUCGAGGCACAAGUUACCCCCGUCAAUGAUCCCAGCAUGCGAGUAGAAUGGUACAAGGAUGGUCUCCCCAUCACGGCUAGUUCCCGCAUCACGGCCAUCUUCAACUUUGGCUAUGUCUCCCUAAACAUUUUGCACCUACGUGCCGAAGAUGCUGGCAACUAUACCGUGCGGGCCGUAAAUCGCAUCGGCGAGGCCAUCAGCCAGUCCAACAUCCGCGUCAUUACGCGCUCCCAGGUCACUGCUGACCUCGGAAUUCCCGAGCAGCAGCGUUACAUUGAGGGUGUCGAGCAAUUGGAGGACUAUCGCAAGUCGCAGCAACGGCGUCAAGUCCAUGAGGCGCCAGAGGCAAUUGCGCCACCUCAAUUCAAGACACCAAUUCAAAACCAAUUUGAUCUUCGCGAGCACGCGCAUGCGCACUUUGAGGCACGCCUCGAACCUGUGGGUGAUUCCACCAUGCGUGUCGAGUGGCUGAAGGACGGUCAGCCCUUGGAAGCCAGCUCGCGCAUCACAACCUAUCACAACUUUGGCUACGUCGCUUUGACCAUUAAACAAUUGACUGUCUACGAUGCCGGCACCUAUACCUGCCGUGCCUACAAUGCCAUGGGACAGGAUACAACCGUGGCCCAGUUGACGGUUAUUUCGAAGAACGAGAUUGUCUCUGACUCUCAGCAUCCGGGUGGUCUUCAGAAGAUCCAACAUCUGGAGGACUCUUCGCGCUACGGUCGCCGUGAGGAGGAGGAAACGUAUGUUACGCAAGCGCCACGUUUCCUUGGCCCACUUAAGGGCACCACCAAGAUCCUGGAGGGUCAACGCGCCCACUUUGAGGCCCGCGUCGAGCCACAAAGCGAUCUGGGCAUGAAGAUCGAGUGGUAUCACAAUGGUCGCGCCAUCACUGCCGCUAAUCGCAUCCAGACCUACUACGACUUUGGCUACGUCGCCCUGGAUAUUUCCCAGGUGCGUGCCGAGGAUGCCGGUGUCUACACUGUGGUGGCCAGAAACAAGCUAGGUGAAGCUCAGUUGCAAGCAACGAUGGUAGUGGAAACUCGUUCCAGCAUCGACACAUCUAGCAUGCAUCGCGGCCUCUACGAGAAGACGCAGAAUUUGGAGAACAAGCAGUUCGUGGAGCCUCAAUACGACAUCGAGGAGAUCUCCAAGUCCAAGCCCGUCUUCGUACAACCUCUCACCGAUCCCAAACCCAUCCACGACGGCAAGAACAUCCAUCUGGAGUGCCGUCUGGAACCCAUGGGUGAUCCCACCAUGCGCGUCGAGUGGUUCCAUAAUGGACGUCCCGUCACCGUCGGUUCCCGGUUCCGCACCUACUACGACUUUGGUUUCGUCGCCCUAGACAUCAUUAAGGCGACCGCUGCCGACUCUGGCGAAUACACUUGUCGUGCCACGAAUCAUCUGGGCUCUGCCCACACUUCGGCAUGUGUGCGUGUCAUUGAUCACACCGAUGUGGUGACUGAGACUCAGAACGAGCAGUCCUUAGAGCAGAUUCAAUUGCUGGAGGACUCGCGUCGUCGCCACCACCAGGAAGAGGAUAUCACCAUCAUGCAGGCACCUCAGUUUACACGUGCGCUGCACAACAUUGAAACCAUGGAAGGCACCAAUGUACAUCUGGAGUGCCGUCUGCAGCCCGUAGGUGAUCCCAGCAUGCGCAUCGAGUGGCUCGUGAAUGGCACCCCUGUGAAGACUGGUCAUCGUUUCCGUCCCGCCUACGAGUUCGACUACGUCGCCUUAGAUCUACUUGGCUGCUAUGCCAUCGACUCGGGUGUCUACACCUGCCAAGCCCGCAACCAACUGGGCGAAGCUGUCACCUCCUGUUCCGUGCGUAUCAUUGCCAAGAACGAUUUCAUUGAUUCGCAAACCCAGAACAAGUCGGGUCUGCAGAAGAUUCAGUAUCUGGAAGACUCGUCGCGUUAUCGUCGCAGCGAGUUUGUCGAUGAAGUGGUCAACAUUCGUCCACGUUUCCUCACACACCCCAAGAGUUUGCCCAACACUCGCGAAGGCGCCCAUGCCCACUUUGAGUGCAAGAUUGAGCCCAUCACAGAUCCUAAUCUGAAGGUGGAAUGGUUCAAGAACGGACGUCCCAUCACUGUUGGUCAUCGCUUCCGUCCCAUUCAUGACUUUGGCUAUGUUGCCCUAGACAUUGUGGGUCUGAUUGCUGAGGAUUCAGGUAUCUAUACCUGCCGUGCCGUCAACUUGAUUGGCUCCGAUGAGACUCAAGUGGAGUUGCAAUGCCGCAGCAGCGAGCAAAUCGUGACUGUUACCCAGAAUGAGGCGGGUCUCGAGCAGAUUCAUUAUUUGGAGGAUCGUUCGCGUUACAGUCGCCGUGAGGAGAUUGACGAGAGCACCAAGCAAGCGCCAGUCUUCACCACUUCGCUGAAGAACGUGGAGAUCAAGGAGAACCAACGUGCUCACUUCGAGUGCCGCUUGAUUCCUGUUUCCGAUCCUUCGAUGCGUGUUGAGUGGUACCACAACAAUCUGCCACUCAAGUCAGGCUCUCGCUUCACCGAGACCAACAACUUUGGUUUCGUGGCUCUGGACAUCAUGGCCACACUGCCCGAGGAUGCCGGCACCUACACCUGCCGUGCCUACAAUGCCGUGGGUGAGGCCAUCACCUCAGCUGUCGCUGUGGUGCACACCAAGAAGUCCAUCUAUUUGGAGUCGCAACACGAAACUGCUCUGCCACGUUUGCAGCAUCUGGAAGAUGGAUCGAAGCGUCAACGCAUCAGCGUCCAGGAUGAAUUCGUCUCGCAGGCCCCUGUCUUCACGAUGCCGGUGCGCGAUGUCCGCGUUGCCGAGAAUCAAGCCGUGCACUUCGAGGCUCGUCUGAUUCCUGUCGGCGAUCCAAACCUUAAGGUGGAAUGGUUGCGCAAUGGCCAGCCCAUUGAAGCCUCUAAUCGCACCACAACCAUGCAUGACUUUGGCUAUGUUGCCCUCAACAUGAAGUACGUGAAUCCCGAGGAUUCAGGCACCUACACCUGCCGUGCCGUCAAUGAACUGGGUCAGGCUGUGACCUCGGCCUCUUUGAUUGUGCAGUCCAAGACUGCCAUUCAGCUGGAGACCCAGCACGAGGCUGCCAUGCAUAAGAUCCAUCAACUAGAGGAUCACAGCAAGUAUCAGCGCCGUGAGGAGGAGGAAUACACUGUAACCAGUGCUCCGGUGUUUGUUACCAAGUUGAUUGGACCCAGCAAUCUGCAUGAAGGCCAGAGCGCCCAUUACGAGUGCCGCAUUGAGCCCUAUCCAGAUCCCAACCUCAAGGUUGAGUGGUUCCACAAUGGCAAGCCAUUGAGCACCGGCCAUCGUUUCCGCACCACCUAUGACUUUGGCUUUGCCGCUUUAGAUAUCCUUACCGUCUAUGCGGAGGACAGCGGCGAGUACACUUGCCGUGUGACCAACAAUCUCGGCGAGGCUGUUAACUCUAUUGUCCUCAACGUCACUUCGCGUUCAUCGAUCAUCCAUGAAACUCAGCAUGAGGAGGCGCUGACCAAGAUCCAGCAUCUGGAAGAUACUUCACGCUUCCAGCGCAAGACUGAUGAGGAUCAGUUCCAUGCCGAGCGCCCGCAAUUCGGACGCCCAUUGCGUAAUGCCAAGGUCAACGAGGGCAAUCCAGUGCAUUUGGAAGCCACUUUGGUUCCAGUGAACGAUCCAACUAUGAAGGUGGAAUGGUACUGCAAUGGUAGACCCAUCCAGACAGGUCAUCGCUUCAAGACCACCUAUGAUUUCGGUUUUGUUGCUCUGGACAUUCUGUAUGCCCACGCCGAGGACACCGGCACCUACAUGUGCAAGGCCAAGAACGCUGUAGGAGAAGCUGUCACGACUUGUGCUGUAAACGUCACAGCAAAUAAGACACUGGAUCUGGAUACACUUGAUGCUGAUCGCCUGGAGAAGAUUCGCCAGCUGGAAAGCUAUGCUCCACCCACCAAGGUUGAAGUGGAGGAGAAGGGCCAGAAGCCCAUCUUCCUCACUCCGCUCAGCAAUUUGGAGCAUCUGAAGGAGGGCGAGCACGCUCACUUGGAAUGCCGCGUUGAGCCCAUCAACGAUCCCAACCUGAAGGUGGAAUGGUUCUGCAAUGGCAAGCAAUUGCCCACUGGCCAUCGUUAUCGCACCACCCACGACUUUGGCUACGUUGCUCUGGAUAUCCUCUACGUUUAUGGCGAGGAUACUGGCACCUACAUGUGCAAGGCUACCAAUUUGCUGGGUGAGGCUGUCAACACUUGCAAUGUGCGUGUGUUGAAUCGUCGUAGCAUGAUUCUGGAUACUCAGCAUCCCGAUGCUUUGGAGAAGAUCCAGAAACUCGAAUCGAAGGUAGUCACCACUCGCACUGAGGUCGGCGAUCAUCCCAUUGGUCCACCUCACUUCACCGCCGAACUGCGCGGAUCCACGGAGAUCUACGAGGGUCAAACUGCUCACUUUGAGGCCCAAGUGGCACCUGUGCAUGAUCCUAAUUUGCGCAUCGAGUUCUACCACAAUGGCAAGCCUCUGCCUUCGGCAGCUCGCUUCCACAUCACCUUCGACUUUGGCUAUGUGUCGCUGGAUAUUACCCAUGCCGUGGCUGAAGAUGCUGGCGAAUACUCGGUGCGUGCUGUCAACGCUUUGGGACAGGCUGUCUCCUCUACCAAUCUGCGUGUUAUUGCCCGUGGUACCAUCAUCUCUGACACCCAACAUCCCGAGGGUCUUGAGAAGAUUCGCAAGCUGGAGUCGACGGCGCCUCAUCAGCGCCAGGAGAUUGAAACACCUGGCACACGCCAGCGUCCAGUGUUCACUCAACCGCUGCAGAACAUCGAUCGCAUCAACGAACAUCAAACGGCUCACUUCGAGGCUCGUCUGAUUCCCGUCGGUGAUCCCAACUUGAAGGUUGAGUGGUACCGCAAUGAGAAGCUCAUUGAGGACAGCUCUAGGAUUACCAAGCAACACGACUUUGGCUAUGUUUCGUUGGACAUCUCACACAUCCGCAAGGAGGACGAGGGUGUCUACAUGUGCCGUGCUGUCAAUCCACUGGGCGAGGCUGUUACCACCGCUUCGAUGCGUGUGGUCAGCGAGGCCAGCAUUCUGAUGGACACCCAACAUCCCGACAGCAUUAGUCGCAUCCACCAGCUGGAGAAACCUCAGGCUCCUCGUCCAGUGGAACCAGAGCGUCUCUUCGAGAAGCCCAUCUUCACCCAGCUGCUGACCGGUCCCUCCGAGUUGUGGGAGGGCGCUCAUGCCCACUUCGAGGCACGUGUGGUGCCCGUGGGCGAUCCUUCGCUCAAGUUCGAGUGGUUCAUCAACGGCGUGGAGCUGCAAAUGGGCUCACGUCUGCGCACUACUCACGACUUCGGCUUCGUUACUCUGGACAUCACUGCUGUAGUGCCCGAGGAUGCUGGCGUUUACAUGUGCCGCGCCUACAACGAAGCUGGUGAGGCUGUUUCUUCGACGGCCAUGAAGGUCAAGACCAAGGCCAACAUCGAUGGCCAGCCCUUGAUUCCCGAAUCCUGGGAGGCUAUUCGUCUGAAGGAAGCUGCCAUGAAUCGUGUGCCUGAGAUGUUUGUGGACUCGACACCACAGCAGGCGCCAGUGUUCACCACGCACUUGCAGAGCUACGACAAGUUGCACGAGGGCCAGCAUGUGCUGCUCGAGGCUCAGGUUGAGCCACGCGCUGAUCCUAAUCUGCGCAUCGAGUGGUUCAAGAAUGGCAUCUCUCUGACCACCGGUUCUCGCAUUCGCAGCACCUUCGAUUUCGGUCUGGUUACUUUGUCGAUCAACGGAUUGCGUGAGGAUGACUCCGCCAUCUACACCUGCAAGGCGACCAACCAGGUGGGCGAAGCUGUAUCCACAUCCUCGCUCAAGAUCGAAGAUCGUCACUGGUUGCAGGCAGAAUCUCUACAUCCAGAUUCGCUGCCUCGCAUUGGCCAGUUGGAGGCACCCAAGGAGGGACGUCCCGAGGCUCCUGAGCCUACAUAUGAGACUCCAGUGUUCAUCACUCAUUUGAACAACAUUGAGUGCAAGGAGAACGACAGCGUGCGCUUCGAAUGUAAUGUGGAGCCAGCUCGUGACCCAACAAUGGGCAUCGAGUGGUUCUACAAUGGAAAACCAUUGCAGGCAGCUGCUAAAUUCAAGUCCAUCUAUGACUUUGGCUAUUGCGCUUUGGAUUUGAGCAACAGCUAUGCUGAGAACAGCGGCAUCUACACUUGCAAGGCCACCAACAGCAAGGGAUCAGCCACCACGUCGGGCACAUUGAAGUGCACCGGUGGCAAGACUAUGUUCUUGGAUACCCAACAUCCACAGGGCGAGAGCGGCCUGGAAGCUGUGCAGGAGACCGAAGCUGAGCUGGCUAAUCGCUAUGCUCAGAAGACGACCAAGCCGGAGACUCAGUAUCCACCACCAGUGUGGACCAAGCCAUUGCAGCAGGAGUUCCAUCUCUCCGAGGCACAGCCCAUCCAUUUGGAGGCUAAUGUAGAGCCCAAGGAGGAUCCCAACUUGUUCAUCGAAUGGUACUUCAAUGGCAAGCAAUUGAACCAUGGUUCUCGCUUCAAGAUGACUAGCGAAUUUGGUUUUGUGACCAUGGACAUGAUUGAGGUGUACUCCAGAGAUCAAGGUAUCUACACCUGCAAAGCCUACAACAAGGCUGGUGAGGCCUUUACUUCGACCACCAUCUUCUGUUCGAGCAAGGAUAACAUCAUUGAUUCGACACAGCAUCCUAAGGGCGCCGAGGGUCUUGGACAGAUUCAAGAUCUAGAGGAUUCCCUGCGCAAGGAUGGCAGCAAGCCAGAGCAACCAGAGCAAGGAAUUGCUCCUCGCUUUACCACCGAAUUCGUCAACAUUGUGGACAUUGGCGAGGGUGAGUUGGCCCAUUAUGAGGCCAACCUCAUUCCAGUCGGCGACCAGAGCAUGGUCAUCGAAUGGUUCUUCAAUGGCAAGGUACUCGAGGCAAGCCAUCGCGUGCGCACCAUCUACGCCUUUGGCACCGUUGCCCUCGAAGUGCUCGGCACUAAGAUCGAAGAUACCGGCACUUACACCUGCCGUGCUACCAACAAGUACGGUUCAGCCGAGAUCAGCUGCACCCUGGAGUGUGUGGACAAGCCACGUGGCCAGAAGCCCAAGUUUACGUCGCACAUCCAGCCGUUGGAGGGUCUGAAGGAUGGCCAAUCGGCUCACUUCGAAUGCACCUUGAUUCCAGUCAACGAUCCGGAGCUCAAGGUCGAGUGGUAUCACAAUGGCAAGCUCAUGCGUCACUCGAACCGCAUCAAGACCGUCUCGGACUUUGGCUACGUCGUCCUGGAUAUUGCCUAUCUGCAGGAUCACGACAGUGGCGAGUAUGUGUGCCGCGCCUGGAACAAGUAUGGCGAAGACUUUACUCGCACCACCCUCAACUGCGGUGGACGCGGCGGUGUCUUCUAUGACAGCUUGCAGCCCGACUCUCUGCAACGCAUCCGCGAGCUGGAGUGUCCUCAGGGACAACAAACAGCUGGCGCUGCUCCUGUGGUUGCCGAGCCACCCAAGUUCAUUACCCAGAUCAGCGAUGUUACCAAGCUGGUUGAGGGACAGAGCGCUCACUUCGAAGCGCGUCUGACUCCCAUCACGGAUCCCGACUUGGUGGUGGAAUGGUACUUCAAUGGCAAGAAACUACCACAUGGUCAUCGUUUCCGUACCUUCCACGACUUUGGCAUUGUCAUCCUCGACAUUCUCUACUGCUACGAGGAGAACUCUGGUGUCUAUGAGUGUCGCGCCUAUAACAAGUACGGCGAAGAUGUGACACGUGCUACUCUGAAGUGCGCCUCCAAGGCCAGCCUCAUUCUGGACUCGCAGUUGCCACGCGGCAUGGAAGGCGGCCUGGAGAAGAUUGCCAAUCUGGAGUACAGCAUGGUGCGCACUCGCGAAGAAACCACCGAGGAGACCAAGGGCAAGGCCCCUGUCUUCACUGUGCCGUUAGAGAACAUUGAGAAUCUGCGCGAGGGUGAAAAUGCUCACUUUGAGGCACGCAUUACGCCCGCUGACGAUCCCAAGCUGAAGGUGGAAUGGUACUGGAAUGGACGUCCAUUGAAGGCGGGAUCUCGCUUCCGCACUUUCUGCGACUUUGGCUUUGUCAUCUUGGAGAUUUCUCCCGUUUAUCCCGAGGAUUCUGGCGAGUAUUCGUGCCGUGCUAUUAACGAAUAUGGUGAGGCUGUGACCACAGCUACAAUGAAGAUCCAGGGCAAGCGCAGCAUCAUAAUGGAAUCCCAACUGCCUAAGGGUAUGGAGGGCACUAUUGAUCGCAUUGCUGAGCUCGAGGGUCUUGGCUCUCGCAACACCGAGUUUGUGCCAGAGGACGAUUCUGGUAAACCACCAGAGUUCAUCACGACGCCAUUCGACAUGGUCAUCUCUGAGAAUUCGCUGGCGCACUUCGAGUGCCGCCUGCAGCCUAUCAACGAUCCAUCAAUGCGUGUGGAUUGGUUCCACAAUGGCAAGGCCUUGUGGGCUGGCUCCCGCAUCAAGACUAUCAACGACUUUGGUUUUGUCAUCCUCGAGAUUGCCGGCUGCUACCAACGCGAUACGGGUCUGUAUACCUGCAAGGCAACCAACAAGCACGGUGAGGCCACUGUUUCGUGCAAGUUGCAGGUCAAGGGCCGUCAAGGCAUUGUCAUGGAACCACAACUGCCCUCAAACUUCCGCACUGGCACGGAGAGCUUGCAGAAGUUGGAGGAGAGCAUGCACAAGCGCGAAGAGAUUGUCAUCGAUGAGGAGCAACCCAACCCGCCCAAGUUCAUUGAGGACAUCAAGGAUAACUUGGACGUCCCCGAGGGUGGCCCGAUUCACUUCGACUGCCGCGUCGAGCCUGUCGGCGAUCCAACAAUGCGUAUCGAAUGGUUCUACAAUGGACGUGUUAUGGCCACUGGUUCUCGCGUGCAUCAACUUAAUGAUUUCGGCUUUAUUGCUCUGGACAUCGAUUACAUCUAUACUCGCGACUCUGGUGAAUACACUUGCCGCGCUACUAACAAGUGGGGCACUGCUACUACCACCGCAAAGGUUACCUGUAAGGGCAAGCACAGCAUUGUGUAUGACUCGCAGCUGCCCGAGGGCAUGACUGCCGAGAAGCUGAAGGAACUGGAGCGUGGACGCAUCCCAGAUGCUCCCAAGGUUGUUGAAGAGCAGUUUGGACCACCGAAGUUCACCACCCAGAUCGCCUCGGUAACUGCCGAAGAGGCUGAGGCCGUGAGAUUCGAGUGUCAAGUGGAGCCUAAGACUGAUCCUAGUCUGCGCGUGGAAUGGUAUCGCAAUGGCAAACCUCUGCCUCUGGGUCAUCGUUAUAGAAACGUUUUCGACAUGGGCUUCGUCUCUCUGGACAUUUUGUAUGUGUAUAGCGAUGACUCUGGCGAAUAUGUCUGCCGUGCCGUCAAUAAUCACGGCGAGGAUCGCACUAAGGCAACUGUUUCUUGCAAGAAAUUGCCAACAAUUCUGCUGCAGAACCAGGUGCCUCGCGGCAUGAAGCGCUCAGAAACGCUCACUCAGAUGGAGGCUACCAUCAAGAAGUACACUUCUGAGGUGCAUUUGACCGAGGAUGAUCUGUUCGAUCCUGAUCGCAAGCAGCCACCUCGCUUUGUUACCCAGAUCAAGGAGCAGACUUCGCUCACAGAGAUGGCCAAGACCAAAUUCGAGUGCCAAUUGGCACCAGUUGGUGAUCCAAACAUGAAGGUCGAAUGGUUCUUCAACGGCAAACCUUUGCUUUAUAAGAAUCGCUUCCAGCCCAUCUACGAUUUCGGUUAUGUUGCCAUGAACUUUGGCUGGGUUUAUCCCGAGGAUAGUGGCGAAUACGUUUGCCGUGCCACCAACUUGUACGGCAUGGACGAGACUCGCGCCAUCAUCAAGGUAUCUGGCAAGCCUGGCAUUGUCUACGAUUCUCAACUGCCCGCUCACAUGCAGAGCAUUGAUCGCAUUCGUGAAAUGGAAGCCUCAUGGCAAGUUGUGCCUGAGGCUGCUGAUCCUGAUGCGAAGCCCAGAACGAAGCCCGUGUUUGUCAGCAAGCUGGAGCCACAGACUGUUGAGGAAGGCGAUCCUGCCAGAUUCUGUGUUCGUGUCACUGGACAUCCACGUCCUCGUGUCAUGUGGCUGAUUAAUGGACACACUGUUGUUCACGGCUCGCGUUACAAGCUGACUAACGAUGGUAUGUUCCAUCUGGAUAUCCCGAAGACCCGUCAAUACGAUACUGGCAAGGUUGAGGUUAUUGCCCGUAACUCUGUGGGUGAAUCGAUUGCUUCCACCGAAUUGAGUGUUGUGGCUCGUUCCGAUGACUAUCGCAAUGUGCUUAAGAAUUCACCACGUCGCAUCGUUGGAUCCAAGGACUACCGCAAGCCUGAGUGGGUGUCUCACAUGGAGGAGAUGCAAGUCGCUCUCAAAGAAACCACAACCACAAAAGUGGAAAAACAAUUCAUACAGCAACAACAAGAACAAGUACAAGAACAACAGCACCUACAAAUACAGGCUGAACAAACUGUGCAUAGAAAAACGAAAACCAAGAAGCAUAAAAAACAUACAGAUAUAAUACAUCAAGAACAAGAAGUACACCAACAUCAUGAAGUUGAGAAAGAAAGUCUUGAGGCAAUUGACGAUUCCGAAUACGUGCAGGAAGAAACCUUUGCCAAAGAAUUUAACACUGAAUCACCGAAACUUGAAACACUUGAGCAAAUUGAAGACCUUUCACCACAUGUCACAACACUAUCCACGCAAAAUCUACCAAAAACUAUACACGAAAUAGUUUCAGGUGUAAAUACCACAGAACUUUCCACACCGAAACCAGUCGAAGCUCAAAUCCAAAAUGAUAUUUUACCACAAAAGACUCUAGCACUUAAAGAGGAAUGCAUGGCAUUUGAUGAGGUUAGUUCUGGUUUGGAUCAGUCCAAACCACAAGUUAGCAGGCUUAGUGAGCAGGUUGAGGUACAUGAGAGGCAUGCGGUUUCCGUUAGUGAGACGCAAACAAAGGAAACUCCCAAAGAAUUAAAAUCUUCGAAAAUUCCAAAACUUUUAAAAGCUGAGCGAAAGGUGAGGGAAUCGCGUCCAUUGCUAAUCGAAUCGCCAAGCAUCGCGAAUUCAGUUGGAGAUCUAGAAUCUCUAAAAACUCCGGCGCAGCAAGCUCAUAGCGAGAUUUUACUGUCACAUGAACUUACAUCAGAACAAAAUACAACAUUGGAUAGUUUGGACGCUUUGAAGACUCCUUCAGUAGCCACAGAAAACGUUCAAUCACAGUUUCUGCCGAUGGAAGGACUUUUAGUCUCAGAAAAUUUCAGAGGCGAAACUAUUGCAAAGGAGGUGUUACAACUUAAACCUGUCAGUGAGCAAAUAUCUCCGCAGUUCACUUCAAACUUAAGUGUUGGCAUUAGCGAAUGUCAACCCGAAGAUUCUAUAACUAAGCUUAAACCUCAUUCGGAAGCUAGAACUGAGACCAUGUCCACAACCAUACAAGAAUUUAAGGCAUUUAGCACCAGUGAAUCAAAAGUAUUAGAAAGUGUUGACGAAUUGAGUCAAGAGUCGCUUCCCGUCAAAUCACUAGCUGAAUUUUCCAUUAAGCCUGAAGAGGCUCCACUAUUGGUACAGGAAGUUGAAAAAAUGGAAACGCUCGGUGGAGAAGAGCCCGUAAAGAAACGACCAGCUGAAUUUAAGGCAGUCCAAGAAUUGGUCUUAACUGAGGGCUUAAUAAACACAAUGGCAGAUUCGCGAAGUCCAACUGAAGAUAGCUUACCAACAUUCAAAGCCGACUCGCAAGAAGCUCAUUUCAGUUUAGAAACUCAAUCACACAUAAUUACGCAGGAGACUAUAUCUAGUGAAGAAAGUCCAAGCGACUUAAUUUUAUUAAAUAUUCCCAAAAACGUCGAUGCCACAGUCAGUCAAACAAUUUCCCAUCCAGUUGGCGAAAUCACUGAAACUCAUUCGGUUGAAAUGGCAGAACAACUUUUGAAGCCUUUAGUUGAACCUGUGAAGCCUGUAAAAGAAACAAUUACCAGUUCACUUGGCACUGCAUUAGAAAACGAAGAAGUCGUUUAUGAUACCGUUGAUGUAAUCGAUUAUGCGAAAACAGAUCUCAAUCAAGGAAAAAUAAGUAUAACGGAGGGCGAACAAGUUGCUGAAGUGCAUGCACAAACAAUUAUAGAUUCAGAGCAGCAGUUACUUCCAAAAAUUCCCGACAGCGUACAGGCAAAACUAGAUAUUAUUGAGCAAAAGGCAAUACAAAUUGAAGAGGAAACAGCUAUUGAGAAAGAGACUCUUUUGUCUAUACCAAAAGAUGCAGUUGGACAAGCUGCACAACAAGGAAUAAUUCCCGGCGAGUUAAAGGUUACCAGUACAUGGGAAGUGCAGCCUCAACAAACAUCCGUUAAUAUUGAAAGUGAAGAUAUCAAACCAGUAUCUGCAAUUCCAGCGUUCGAAACCAAGCCAAUUGGCGUUAAAAGUCAACAGGACUUGCUGGAGGGUACAGAGUAUCUGGAAGAGCUUCAACAACCCGAUCAGAAAUCUGGAACGUUAGUUAUGUUUGAAAAUCAACAACCCUUGGAGAUAACUGAUGUUCAGAUUACUGAAACAAGCCCCGAGCUUAUCGAUACAUUGCCAAAGCACACAAAGUCAUCAGCACAUGAAACCACGGAUACACUUGCGCAUACAGAGCACACGGAAGUAAUUUUAUUGGAGUCCACUUUAAAACAUGAGAGUGAAAGCAAGCCAACUUCAGUAGUGGCUGAUAUAACAAUACCUCCACUAUACGGUACUGAUGUAACUGAACAAGCUUUACUUGAAACCCUACAGUCUCAUGAGGAGAAAGCACAACCUCAGGAGCAAUUCACAGGACCCACAUUUAGUUUACUACAACCACUAGAAACCAGUUCCUUGAUAACUAUAGAACAGGAGACGACAAUGCCAUCAAAAGAUGUUGGCACCCUACACAACGCAGCUAUUUCUACAUCUGGAGCUUUGAGGGUAGCAAGUAAGGUGGGCAAUCAGCAUAUGGAAUCGCUUCAAGAGCUUGAUGAAAGGACCCAACCUCAACAACAUGCUCAUGUUGAUAUUGGUGAGAUUACCGCAGCCGAAUGUGAGGAAGUAACAUCUUUGGAUACUGUUAAAAAUUACGAAGUCCUUGAUAUAAAUAAAUCUAACAUUGGUAAUGUGGAAAUUAUACAAAAUACCUCUGCAAUAAGCACAUCAACAGCAAUGAUUAGUGAACAAGCAGAUGAAAUCAAAGAGUCAACUACAAUUCAACCAACAGCGAUCGCACCACAUUUCAGUGAUUUUACCAAAAGAUCUCCACUGUCAGAGGAGCCAACUGUUUUGGAUUCUGCUGAAGAGCUUACAUCCAUUAUACCUACACCGCAAAAUAGCCAACUAAUAAUAACCAAAUUAGAGGAGAUAAAUGUUCAAGAGACCAAAACAUGUGAGAAAGAGGAUCAAUUUGAACAAAUCAGGCAACCCAUUGCACAAGCAACUAAAGUUACUUUGGAUUCUACUACGGGAGUGGUUAUUAGUCAAAAAGAAUAUACUUUUGAAUCAGAACAAGAUUUCCAAAUUCCCAAAGUUCCUUUGGAGCAUGCAAGGCCCGUUGCUUCGGACUUACUAAGGACUCCAUUGACGGAAAAAGUGCACGAAAAUCAGGCGACCGCGAAUCUUGAUGAUUUUAACGUAUCUAGUAAACUCGCCAAGUCAAGCAUUGAUACAUUAAACGAAACUAGUACAACGGAAAUUUUAGUUUAUGACUACAUAAAAGCUGAUAAAAGCGGCGAGGAACCUGAGUGUAUAGGAUCACAGACAAUAAUUCCACAUGAACAUACGGUAAUCUCAGAAUGUAUGCCUAUAGUCGACGUGGAAGGAUUUAGUGAAACGCCUGAGAAGCAAAGAAAUGCUCAUCCCGUUCAAGAUAGCUUUAGCCAGUUAGCUAUUUCAGAACAUCAAAAUAUUUUGCAUGCUGAGAUGACCUUCGAUAUAGCACGUUCACAAGAGUUUAGUGCUAAGAUUAAUGAAGUUAUUCCAACAUUAAUAAGUAAAAAUGUGAAUGAGGUUGAAGUGUAUGAAUCGACGGAUGAAACAAAGGCUAGUGAUAAUGUUAGCGGUAUACAUGCGGAAAUUUCGCAUGUAAAAACAUUUGCACAUGUGACAGAUCUACAGCAAACAGUAGAAACGACAGAUACCUUUAUUACACAAGCCUUAAGCUCAUCGUCAGUAACUCCUAACGAAAACGCAUCACAACUGAAGUUACCUGUGAAUACAUCAAUCCGACUCGUAGAGGACGCAAAAGAUUUUACUGUUCCUACAUUAAAUACGGCAGUUGCCCAACCGAGCUUGGCAGAAAAACAUUAUGAAGUGACAGUCACCGAGAGUCAAUGUGCCGAGGGUGCUGAACUUAUUUUAUACCCCCAGAAAACAUUAGCCAGUGCCACGGAAUCAUUAAAUGAAAUGUUUCAAACUACGCCAGAAUCAUUGGAACUGGUCACUUAUCAAAAAGAGACCGAUAUAAAGCCGGCAGAAUGUGAAGAGGGUGUUGUUAAGUCAGUAUUAAGUGACAUUCUUCAAUACACCACAACUUCGGAUGUAUUGCCUUUUGAAGUGUCGGAGCAGUUAGAACAUCCCAAAAUAGUAACUCAGGAAGCUCAAAUACAUUCAUUACUAACUUCAGAUGCAAACAAAUUAAACGUGAAAGUGGAUGAAUUAGUUCUUCAAAAGGAAGACACAUUCGCGGAUUCUCGUCUAAUUGGGCACGGCAAACUUUUUAUUGAAGGAACGCAACGAGAAACAGUAAUCUCUGAGAUUUUGCCCAUGGAAAAUGUUGGCAACGUAGAUAGAGGCAACGAAGCGAUACCAGUUGAAGCACAAGUUUCGACACCAUUACAGUCACAUACAACUAUAUUGAAGGUUGAUGCAUUUGAAAAAACAGAUGAUCUAAAACCCAAAUAUCAAGAUGAAGAACACUACGCAAAGAUAAAAAGUGACUCUCAAACGAAAUGCGCAAGAGUGACAACAACUCAAACGCCGUUCAUUAAAGAAGAUGAUUUUGCUCCCCUUUCAAUUAUUGAAACAAGAGCUCAAAUUUCCAAAACACAAAUGGAACCAUUGGUGACCGAGGAAAUUAUUGGCAUGAGUUCCGUUCACGAAACUUACGACUUACAACGACCAAAAGAAGCAAAUGCAAAUAUAAUUCGCGAGUCUCCAAAUGAGGCUGUUACAAUUACUAAUCAGUUGGCUUAUGAAGAAUCUCCUACAAUACCGCAAGCAAAGAACAAUUAUGCCAAAACAAAUAUUAACUUCGUUGAGAGCUCUACUAAAACGGUUGAAGGAUCAACUGUAAACGUAUACGAAAACGUUGAAGGACAUGGUGACUUUAAACCUCAAACUGCAAAGACCACCUCUGACAUAUUUGCAAACAUGAAGGUUUCGGUUGUGGAAGAGGUUUCUGUUUUACCAACUGUGGAGAAUAUAUCAGGAACAGGGCCUAAAGAAGCUAUAGCAAAGGCCGAAAAUAUUAUGCAUAGAAAUUUACUUGUAAUGGAUCAACUAAUAUAUGAAAAUGUGACAAAUUUAUCAGAUAUCCCUCCAGGAACAGAUAGUGCGUCUUUUGCGCCUAUUGAUGAAAAAUUCGCACCACUUUCUAGUGAAUUUCAUGAGAAGGGGAACCUUCUUGAAACAACUAGUCCUACACUAGACGUAGAAUAUGCAAUUCCAACAAUAAUGCCAUUUAGUUCUUGUCUUCAUGGAGAAACUAUUACAGAAGAACGAGUCACAAUACUACAUAAACCAGAAGAUAAGCAGCUCAUAAAUGCAAAUGUUAGCUUUGAACAAAACACCUCAAAUCAAAUUAAAGUGCUCAGCUUAACGACAGGUGAUGCACCAAUUGAAAUGGAUGAUGUAAAAAUUGAAAAUAAACACGUCAAUUUGCCUCUUGAUAAUAUACUUCUUGAAAACGCACAAUGUACGAAAACACAAAAACCAAUUAAAAUUAAGCAUACUAAAGAUGCCAGUCCUGCAGACUUGGAUAUACUUUCUGAGUCUCAAUCACAAACUUCAUCAAAAACUGAGUAUGAAAGUUUAAGCUUAUUUGAAACGGUAAAAGCAUCGCUGGAUACAAUACAAGCCACAGACACACAACACACAAAACAAAAGACACCAACACAAAUAAAAGAAACAAAAGAAGUUGAAAUAUUGGAAAUUCCUGAAACAAUUCAAGUUGUAGAGGAAAUCUCAAAAGAUGGAAAGCUUAAGAAAAAGAAAAUACGUACUCGAAUAAUUAAAAAAGUUAAGGGCGAUAAACAAGAGGUCACCAAGAUCGAAACCGUCGAAGAAGACGACAAACAACCUGAAACUACUGUCACUUUCGAAGAACUUCCUGUGGAGGAAGAGCAGCCUGAAAACAUCAAGGAACUUCCAGAAGAGGUUCGUGUUGUUGAAACUGUUUCUGAGGACGGCAAGCCAAAGAAGAAAAAGAUCCGCACACGUGUCAUCAAAAAGGUUAAGGGUGACAAACAAGAAGUCACCAAGAUCGAAACCGUCGAAGAGGAUGACAAACAACCAGAAACCACAGUCACAGUUGAAGAGAUUCCUGUGGAGGAAGAAAGACCUGAAGAAAUCAAGGAACUUCCAGAGGAGGUUCGUGUUGUGGAAAGUGUUUCUGAGGACGGCAAGCCGAAGAAGAAGAAGAUACGCACACGUGUCAUCAAGAAGGUUAAGGGUGACAAACAAGAAGUUACCAAAAUCGAAACCGUCGAAGAGGAUGACAAACAACCGGAAACUACUGUCACUGUCGAAGAACUACCUGUGGAGGAAGAACAACCUGAAGAAAUCAAAGAGCUUCCAGAAGAAAUUCGUGUCGUUGAAACCAUUGCUGAGGACGGAAAGCCGAAGAAGAAGAAGAUACGCACACGUGUCAUCAAGAAGGUUAAGGGUGACAAACAAGAAGUCACCAAGAUCGAAACCGUCGAAGAGGAUGACAAACAACCCGAAACAACAGUAACCGUAGAAGAAGUUCCAGUGGACGAAGAACUACCUGAAGAAAUCAAGGAACUCCCAGAAGAGGUUCAUGUUGUGGAAACUGUCUCUGAGGACGGCAAGCCGAAGAAGAAAAAGAUCCGCACACGUGUUAUCAAGAAGGUUAAGGGUGACAAACAAGAAGUCACCAAGAUCGAAACCGUCGAAGAGGAUAACAAACAACCCGAAACCACAGUCACAGUUGAAGAGAUUCCACUGGAGGAAGAACAACCUGAAGAAAUCAAGGAGCUUCCAGAAGAAAUUCGUGUCGUUGAAACCAUCACUGAGGACGGCAAGCCGAAGAAGAAGAAGAUACGCACACGUGUUAUCAAGAAGGUUAAGGGUGACAAACAAGAAGUCACCAAGAUCGAAACCGUCGAAGAGGAUGACAAACAGCCUGAAACCACCGUCACAGUUGAAGAGACUCCUGUGGAGGAAGAAAAACCUGAAGAAAUCAAGGAGCUUCCAGAAGAGGUUCGUGUUGUGGAAACCAUCACUGAGGACGGCAAACCGAAGAAGAAGAAGAUACGCACACGUGUUAUCAAGAAGGUUAAGGGUGACAAACAAGAAGUCACCAAGAUCGAAACCGUCGAAGAGGAUGACAAACAACCUGAAACCACUGUCACAGUGGAAGAAGUUCCUGUGGAGGAAGAACAACCUGAAGAAAUCAAGGAGCUUCCAGAAGAGGUUCGUGUUGUGGAAACCAUCACUGAGGACGGCAAACCGAAGAAGAAGAAGAUACGCACACGUGUAAUCAAGAAGGUUAAGGGUGACAAACAAAAAGUCACCAAGAUCGAAACCGUCGAAGAGGAUGACAAACAACCCGAAACCACCGUCACAGUGGAAGAGCUUCCUGUGGAGGAAGAACAACAGGAAGAAAUCAAGGAACUUCCAGAAGAGGUUCGUAUUGUGGAAACAAUUACUGAGGAUGGCACUCCAAAGAAGAAGAAGAUACGCACACGUGUCAUCAAGAAGGUUAAGGGUGACAAACAAGAAGUCACCAAGAUCGAAACCGUCGAAGAGGAUGACAAACAACCUGAAACCACUGUCACAGUGGAAGAAGUUCCUGUGGAGGAAGAACAACCUGAAGAAAUCAAGGAGCUUCCAGAAGAGGUUCGUGUUGUGGAAACCAUCACUGAGGACGGCAAACCGAAGAAGAAGAAGAUACGCACACGUGUUAUCAAGAAGGUUAAGGGUGACAAACAAGAAGUCACCAAGAUCGAAACCGUUGAAGAGGAUGACAAACAGCCCGAAACCACUGUCACAGUUGAAGAGAUUCCAGUGGAGGAAAAACAACCUGAAGAAAUCAAGGAGCUUCCAGAAGAGGUUCGUGUUGUGGAAACCAUCACAGAGGAUGGCAAACCGAAAAAGAAGAAGAUACGCACACGUGUCAUCAAGAAGGUUAAGGGUGACAAACAAGAAGUCACCAAGAUCGAAACCGUCGAAGAGGAUGACAAACAACCUGAAACCACUGUCACAGUGGAAGAAGUUCCUGUGGAGGAAGAACAACCUGAAGAAAUCAAGGAGCUUCCAGAAGAGGUUCGUGUUGUGGAAACCAUCACUGAGGACGGCAAACCGAAGAAGAAGAAGAUACGCACACGUGUAAUCAAGAAGGUUAAGGGUGACAAACAAGAAGUCACCAAAAUCGAGACCGUCGAAGAGGAUGACAAGCAACCCGAAACCACCGUCACAGUGGAAGAAAUUCCAGUGGAGGAAGAACAACCUGAAGAAAUCAAGGAGCUUCCAGAAGAGGUUCGUGUUGUGGAAACCAUCACUGAGGACGGCAAACCGAAGAAGAAGAAGAUACGCACACGUGUAAUCAAGAAGGUUAAGGGCGACAAACAAGAAGUCACCAAAAUCGAGACCGUCGAAGAGGAUGACAAGCAACCUGAAACCACCGUCACAGUGGAAGAAGUUCCUGUGGAGGAAGAACAACCUGAAGAAAUCAAGGAGCUUCCAGAAGAGGUUCGUGUUGUGGAAACAAUCACUGAGGAUGGCAAACCGAAAAAGAAGAAGAUACGCACACGUGUAAUCAAGAAGGUUAAGGGUGACAAACAAGAAGUCACCAAAAUCGAGACCGUCGAAGAGGAUGACAAGCAACCCGAAACCACUGUCACAGUUGAAGAAGUUCCUGUGGAGGGAGAACAACCUGAAGAAAUCAAGGAGCUUCCAGAAGAGGUUCGUGUUGUGGAAACCAUCACUGAGGACGGCAAACCGAAGAAGAAGAAGAUACGCACACGUGUAAUCAAGAAGGUUAAGGGUGACAAACAAGAAGUCACCAAGAUCGAAACCGUUGAAGAGGAUGACAAACAGCCCGAAACCACUGUCACAGUUGAAGAGAUUCCAGUGGAGGAAGAACAACCUGAAGAAAUCAAGGAGCUUCCAGAAGAGGUUCGUGUUGUGGAAACCAUCACUGAGGAUGGCAAACCGAAAAAGAAGAAGAUACGCACACGUGUAAUCAAGAAGGUUAAGGGUGACAAACAAGAAGUCACCAAAAUCGAGACCGUCGAAGAGGAUGACAAGCAACCCGAAACCACUGUCACAGUUGAAGAGAUUCCAGUGGAGGAAGAACAACCUGAAGAAAUCAAGGAGCUUCCAGAAGAGGUUCGUGUUGUGGAAACCAUCACUGAGGAUGGCAAACCGAAAAAGAAGAAGAUACGCACACGUGUAAUCAAGAAGGUUAAGGGUGACAAACAAGAAGUCACCAAAAUCGAGACCGUCGAAGAGGAUGACAAGCAACCUGAAACCACCGUCACAGUGGAAGAAGUUCCUGUGGAGGAAGAACAACCUGAAGAAAUCAAGGAGCUUCCAGAAGAGGUUCGUGUUGUGGAAACAAUCACUGUGGAUGGCAUUCCUAAGAAGAAGAAGAUCCGCACACGUGUUAUCAAGAAGGUGAAGGGUGACAAACAAGAAGUCACCAAAAUCGAAACCGUCGAAGAGGAUGACAAACAACCCGAAACCACUGUCACAAUUGAAGAGAGUCCAGUGGAGGAAGAACAACCUGAAGAAAUCAAGGAGCUUCCAGAAGAGGUUCGUGUUGUGGAAACCAUCACUGAGGAUGGCAAACCGAAAAAGAAGAAGAUACGCACACGUGUAAUCAAGAAGGUUAAGGGUGACAAACAAGAAGUCACCAAGAUCGAAACUGUUGAAGAGGAUGACAAACAGCCUGAAACCACUGUCACAGUUGAAGAGAUUCCAGUGGAGGAAGAACAACCCGAAGAAAUCAAGGAGCUUCCAGAAGAAGUACACGUUGUGGAAACUAUUUCUGAAGACGGCACUCCAAAGAAGAAGAAGAUCCGAACACGUGUUAUCAAAAAGGUUAAGGGUGAUAAACAAGAAGUCACCAAGAUCGAAACCGUUGAAGAGGAUGACAAACAGCCUGAAACCACUGUCACAGUUGAAGAGAUUCCAGUGGAGGAAGAACAACCUGAAGAAAUCAAGGAGCUUCCAGAAGAGGUUCGUGUUGUGGAAAGCAUCACUGAAGAUGGCAAACCGAAAAAGAAGAAGAUACGCACACGUGUAAUCAAGAAGGUUAAGGGUGACAAACAAGAAGUCACCAAGAUCGAAACCGUUGAAGAGGAUGACAAACAGCCCGAAACCACUGUCACAGUUGAAGAGAUUCCAGUGGAGGAAGAACAACCUGAAGAAAUCAAGGAGCUUCCAGAAGAGAUUCGUGUUGUUGAAACCAUCACUGAAGACGGCAAACCGAAGAAGAAGAAGAUCCGCACACGUGUUAUCAAGAAGAUUAAGGGUGACAAACAAGAAGUCACCAAGAUCGAAACCGUCGAAGAGGAUGACAAACAACCCGAAACAACUGUCACUGUUGAAGAACUUCCUGUGGAGGAAGAAAAACCUGAAGAAAUCAAGGAACUUCCUGAAGAGGUUCGUGUUGUGGAAACCAUUACUGAGGACGGCAAACCGAAGAAGAAGAAGAUCCGCACACGUGUAAUCAAGAAGAUUAAGGGUGACAAACAAGAAGUCACCAAGAUCGAAACCGUCGAAGAGGAUGACAAGCAACCUGAAACCACCGUCACAGUGGAAGAAGUUCCUGUGGAGGAAGAACAACCUGAAGAAAUCAAGGAGCUUCCAGAAGAAGUACACGUUGUGGAAACUAUUUCUGAAGACGGCACUCCAAAGAAGAAGAAGAUCCGAACACGUGUUAUCAAAAAGGUUAAGGGUGAUAAACAAGAAGUCACUAAGAUCGAAACCGUCGAAGAGGAUGACAAACAGCCCGAAACCACCGUCACAGUGGAAGAAGUUCCUGUGGAGGAAGAACAGCCUGAAGAAAUCAAGGAGCUUCCAGAAGAGGUUCGUGUUGUGGAAACAAUCACUGAAGAUGGCGCUCCAAAGAAGAAGAAGAUCCGCACACGUGUAAUCAAGAAGAUUAAGGGUGACAAACAAGAAGUCACCAAGAUCGAAACCGUCGAAGAGGAUGACAAGCAACCUGAAACCACCGUCACAGUGGAAGAAGUUCCUGUGGAGGAAGAACAACCUGAAGAAAUCAAGGAGCUUCCAGAAGAGGUUCGCGUUGUGGAAACCAUCACUAAGGACGGUAAACCGAAGAAGAAGAAGAUCCGCACACGUGUAAUCAAGAAGGUAAAGGGUGACAAGCAAGAAGUCACCAAAAUCGAGACCGUUGAAGAGGACGACAAGCAACCUGAAACCACCGUCACAGUGGAAGAAGUUCCUGUGGAGGAAGAACAACCUGAAGAAAUCAAGGAGCUUCCAGAAGAGGUUCGUGUUGUGGAAACAAUCACUGAAGAUGACACUCCAAAGAAGAAGAAGAUCCGCACACGUGUAAUCAAAAAGGUUAAGGGUGAUAAACAAGAAGUCACUAAGAUCGAAACCGUCGAAGAGGAUGACAAACAGCCCGAAACCACCGUCACAGUGGAAGAAGUUCCUGUGGAGGAAGAACAGCCUGAAGAAAUCAAGGAGCUUCCAGAAGAGGUUCGUGUUGUGGAAACAAUCACUGAAGAUGGCACCCCAAAGAAGAAGAAGAUCCGCACACGUGUAAUCAAGAAGGUUAAGGGUGACAAACAAGAAGUCACCAAAAUCGAGACCGUUGAAGAGGAUGACAAGCAACCUGAAACCACCGUCACAGUGGAAGAAGUUCCUGUGGAGGAAGAACAACCUGAAGAAAUCAAGGAGCUUCCAGAAGAGGUUCGCGUUGUGGAAACCAUCACUGAGGACGGCAAACCGAAGAAGAAGAAGAUCCGCACACGUGUAAUCAAGAAGGUAAAGGGUGACAAGCAAGAAGUCACCAAAAUCGAGACAGUUGAAGAGGAUGACAAGCAACCUGAAACCACCGUCACAGUGGAAGAAGUUCCUGUGGAGGAAGAACAACCUGAAGAAAUCAAGGAGCUUCCAGAAGAGGUUCGCGUUGUGGAAACCAUCACUGAGGACGGCAAACCGAAGAAGAAGAAGAUACGCACGCGUGUUAUCAAGAAGGUUAAGGGUGACAAACAAGAAAUCACCAAGAUCGAGACCGUUGAAGAGGAUGACAAGCAACCUGAAACCAUCGUCACAGUGGAAGAAGUUCCUGUGGAGGAAGAACAACCUGAAGAAAUAAAGGAGCUUCCAGAAGAGGUUCGUGUUGUGGAAACAAUCACUGAAGAUGGCACUCCAAAGAAGAAGAAGAUCCGCACACGUGUAAUCAAAAAGGUUAAGGGUGAUAAACAAGAAGUCACUAAGAUCGAAACCGUCGAAGAGGAUGACAAACAGCCCGAAACCACCGUCACAGUGGAAGAAGUUCCUGUGGAGGAAGAACAGCCUGAAGAAAUCAAGGAGCUUCCAGAAGAGGUUCGUGUUGUGGAAACAAUCACUGAAGAUGGCACCCCAAAGAAGAAGAAGAUCCGCACACGUGUAAUCAAGAAGGUUAAGGGUGACAAACAAGAAGUCACCAAGAUCGAAACCGUCGAAGAGGAUGACAAGCAACCUGAAACCACCGUCACAGUGGAAGAAGUUCCUGUGGAGGAAGAACAACCUGAAGAAAUCAAGGAGCUUCCAGAAGAGGUUCGCGUUGUGGAAACCAUCACUGAGGACGGCAAACCGAAGAAGAAGAAGAUCCGCACACGUGUAAUCAAGAAGGUAAAGGGUGACAAGCAAGAAGUCACCAAGAUCGAAACCGUCGAAGAGGAUGACAAACAACCCGAAACCACAGUCACAGUUGAAGAGUAUCCUGUGGAGGAAGAACAACCUGAAGAAAUCAAGGAGCUUCCAGAAGAGGUUCGUGUAGUGGAAACAAUCACUGAGGAUGGUAAGCCUACGAAGAAGAAGAUCCGCACACGUGUUAUCAAGAAGGUUAAGGGUGACAAACAAGAAGUCACCAAAAUCGAAACCGUCGAAGAGGAUGAGAAACAACCCGAAACCACUGUCACAGUUGAAGAGAUUCCAGUGGACGAAGAACAACCUGAAGAAAUCAAGGAGCUUCCAGAAGAAGUACACGUUGUGGAAACUAUUUCUGAAGACGGCACUCCAAAGAAGAAGAAGAUCCGUACACGUGUUAUCAAGAAGGUUAAGGGUGACAAACAAGAAGUCACCAAGAUCGAAACCGUCGAAGAGGAUGACAAACAACCCGAAACCACUGUCACAGUUGAAGAGAUUCCAGUGGAGGAAGAACAACCUGAAGAAAUCAAGGAGCUUCCAGAAGAGGUUCGUGUGGUGGAAACACUCAGUGAGGAUGGCACUCCAAAGAAGAAGAAAAUCCGCACACGUGUAAUAAAGAAGGUUAAGGGUGACAAACAAGAAGUCACUAAGAUCGAAACCGUCGAAGAGGAUGACAAACAACCCGAAACCACUGUCACAGUUGAAGAGAUUCCUGUGGAGGAGGAACAACCAGAAAAAAUCAAGGAGCUUCCCGAAGAAGUACACGUUGUGGAAACUAUUUCUGAAGACGGCACUCCAAAGAAGAAGAAGAUCCGUACACGUGUUAUCAAGAAGGUUAAGGGUGACAAACAAGAAGUCACCAAGAUCGAAACCGUCGAAGAGGAUGACAAACAACCCGAAACCACAGUCACAGUUGAGGAGAUUCCAGUGGAGGAAGAACAACCUGAAGAAAUCAAGGAGCUUCCAGAAGAGGUUCGUGUGGUGGAAACACUCAGUGAGGAUGGCACUCCAAAGAAGAAGAAAAUCCGCACACGUGUAAUCAAGAAGGUUAAGGGUGACAAACAAGAAGUCACUAAGAUCGAAACCGUCGAAGAGGAUGACAAACAACCCGAAACCACUGUCACAGUUGAAGAGAUUCCUGUGGAGGAGGAACAACCAGAAAAAAUCAAGGAGCUUCCCGAAGAAGUACACGUUGUGGAAACUAUUUCUGAAGACGGCACUCCAAAGAAGAAGAAGAUCCGUACACGUGUUAUCAAGAAGGUUAAGGGUGACAAACAAGAAGUCACCAAGAUCGAAACCGUCGAAGAGGAUGACAAACAACCCGAAACCACUGUCACAGUUGAAGAGAUUCCAGUGGAGGAAGAACAACCUGAAGAAAUCAAGGAGCUUCCAGAAGAAGUUCACGUGGUGGAAACUAUUUCUGAAGACGGCACUCCAAAGAAGAAGAAGAUCCGUACACGUGUUAUCAAGAAGGUUAAGGGUGACAAACAAGAAGUCACCAAGAUCGAAACCGUCGAAGAGGAUGACAAACAACCCGAAACCACAGUCACAGUUGAAGAGAUUCCACUGGAGGAAGAACAACCUGAAGAAAUCAAGGAGCUUCCAGAAGAGGUUCGUGUGGUGGAAACACUCAGUGAGGAUGGCACUCCAAAGAAGAAGAAAAUCCGCACACGUGUAAUCAAGAAGGUUAAGGGUGACAAACAAGAAGUCACCAAGAUCGAAACCGUCGAAGAGGAUGACAAACAACCCGAAACCACUGUCACAGUUGAAGAGAUUCCUGUGGAGGAGGAACAACCAGAAGAAAUCAAGGAGCUUCCCGAAGAAGUACACGUUGUGGAAACUAUUUCUGAAGACGGCACUCCAAAGAAGAAGAAGAUCCGUACACGUGUUAUCAAGAAGGUUAAGGGUGACAAGCAAGAAGUCACCAAGAUCGAAACCGUCGAAGAGGAUGACAAACAACCCGAAACCACAGUCACAGUUGAAGAGAUUCCAGUGGAGGAAGAACAACCUGAAGAAAUCAAGGAGCUUCCAGAAGAAGUUCACGUGAUUGAAACUAUUUCUGAAGACGGCACUCCAAAGAAGAAGAAAAUCCGCACACGUGUUAUCAAGAAGGUUAAGGGUGACAAACAAGAAGUCACCAAGAUUGAAACCGUUGAGGAGGAUGACAAACAACCCGAAACCACUGUCACGGUUGAAGAGCUUCCCGUGGAGGAAGAACAACCUGAAGAAAUCAAGGAGCUUCCAGAAGAGAUUCGUGUGGUGGAAACAAUCAGUGAGGAUGGCACUCCAAAGAAGAAGAAGAUCCGUACACGUGUGAUUAAGAAGGUUAAGGGUGAUACCGAGGAAGUAACAAAAAUCGAAACCAUUGAAGAGGACGAUAAAAAUCCGAAGACCACUAUAACUGUGGAGGAAUCAGAUGUAAAGAGUCCAUUUGGUGAAAAGCUGAAACUUAAAAAGCGAGUUGUUGUUCAUAAACCUGAAGAUGACAUUUCCGUGGUGGAGCUACCUGAAAGAAAAUCUAUAAUUAUUUCUGAAAAGCCAGAUGGCACUCCUACCAAAACAGUUAUUAAGACAAAAAUCAUUAAAAAAGUUCAAGGUCCCAAUAUGGAAGUCACCAAAGUUCAGACUGUUGAAGAAUACGAAAAACCACCACUGACAACAGUGACAGUUGAGAACUUCGAAGCCCCGUUCCCUGAUCUUCCCGAAGAAAAGAUCACAGAGAUUGUUGUCCUUCCAGAUGAAAUUAUUGAGUCGCAAACUAUAGAUGAAGACGGCCAAGAAAAAAUAAUAAAAACAAAAAAACGGAUCAUAAAGAAACCGAAAGAUGAGUUUAAUGAAGAAGUGACUGAAAUUGGCAUUACUGAACAAGAAUCAGGAGAGCCAAUUUACAGCAUAACUAUCAAGGAACUCCCCAUUACUGAACCUUCUCAAACUGAUAAUAAGUCAUUUGAGUUACCGGAACAAGUUUCUGAAAUAGAGUUGGUUAAUCCUGAUGGAACGAAGAAGAAAAAAACGGUUAAAACACGAUCCUUCAAAAAGAAUAUUGAUGACAAUCUUGAUGAGGUCACUACAGUUAACAUAAUUGAAGAAGAAAAUAUGGAACCAAUAACUACUGUGCAAGUUGAAAUUCUUCCCGUCGAGGAAUCUUCAGUAUUGCCAAUUCCAAUUGAAGAGUUACCGGAAGAAACUGUAAUUGAAGAAGUUUCUGAAAACAAAAAGCCGAAGAAGAAGACUACCAAAACGCGAACAUUCAAAAAACAGGGUCCUGAAGAAGAAGAAUAUUAUCAAAUUCAAACUAUCGAGGAAGAAGGCAAAGAGCCAUAUUCGUUGGUACGGGUUGUAAGUGAUGAGAACAUUGCUGACAUUAUAGACAUUAGCAAGCUUGAUGAUGAACAACUUCCCAAACACAAAAAACAAAAGCCACACAAACAGAGGGCGGAGAAACCAGAACACACUGAAACGGAACAUCCAGUUUACAUUACAACAUUUAAAUCUGUACAAAAUGAAGAUGGCGAAACAACAAUUCAAACAGAAAAUAAAAGAGUUUCUCACGAGGAAGGCAUCGUUGUUGAGGAAGUACUCAGUGACACAGAACCCAAUGUGGAAGACAUUACACAAUCAAACGUUGAAAUUACUGAAGUCAGCGAGCCUACAGACCAAUACAACAAAGAGUACACUAUCACUGAACCUGAUGAUGUAAGUGAAGACACCAUACCUACACAGACUACAGAUAAAAAACCAAAACAGAAAAAGACACAACCAAUUCAUUUCGAACAGAUUGACGAGACUGGGGAAAUCGAAGGGGGAUCUAGUGAGCCAAAAGACAAAGUUAAAAAGAAGCGUAAGGUUAAGGUUGAUCAAGAUAAAUUAGGUGAAGAUGUGGUUGAGCAAAGUCCUGUUGAUGAAAGCCAGCCAGGGCCACUUUCGAGAAAAGACAAACCUAAAAAGAAGAAAAUCAUUAAGUCAAAGAAGGAUGAAAUGGAUGAUUAUAUUCAAUUCCUUAUCCAUCAGGAGAUUCCUAAAACAGUUUUACAACCGUAUCUCCGCACAGAAAUGGAACUUCCUCAAAGGGCUCGUCGUGAUUCUUCUAUUAAACCAAUAAAACUUACUGCAAUGAAGAUUGAGAAGGUUGAGGUUAGGCAACCGAAAAUGAUUCAAAUAAGUUCAGUGGCGGAAUUCCCGCAAAUGUUAAAAUUGAAGACUCCCAAGCAACGACCACAGGAAGAGAAGAAACGGCGAUCUAGCGAAGCCUCGUUUAAAAAUAAGAAACUUAAGAGUUUGAUAAGGUUUAUACCAUUCUCACCAUAUUGUUUCCCGUAUACGGUUAUUGAGCUGGAUAUCAAUCGCGAAAAUGGGCAGCUCUCUCGAAAUUUAGAAGAGGCUGAGGAAAUAUUAAAGCUAAGACCUCAGAAAUUCAAGCACACCAAACCCGAAAAAGCUGAUUUGGAAAUAUUUGACAUAGAAAGCAUCGACAACGAGGAUAAACCGAUAGGCGAAGAGCAAGUGAAAUCAAAGUACAAACGUUCAAAGAAAAACAAAGACGAAGAAGUUAACGAACCCAACAAACUAAAGAUUGGUAAAGGAAAAAUUCCACAAAAUAUUGAGGACAUUGAAACUGUUGAAUUGAAACCAGUUAAGUUGGAUAAAGAAAUCGAGGAUAUAACAGAGAAGCCGGAGAAGCCAAUCGAAGAAAAACAACCGAAAAAGAAGGCGAGAAAACCUAAGGAGACCGACGAAACACUUGAUUCGAUACCGUUUGUGGAUAGGGAUGACGAGGAAAUUGGAGAUUUGAAACCAUCGUUCAAAUAUGAGUUGGUAGAAUUAGAGCCUGAAGAAAAAUCGGAAGAGCAAGACAAUAAAACUGAAGAAAAUCCAAUAACAGAACCCAAGAAGAAACGUAAAUUAAAGCUUAAGACAGAACGUGAAGAGAACGUAGUAGAAAUUGUUGACGUUUCUCCAAAUGAUACCGAUGAAAAAAUAUAUGAAAUAACUGUAACUUCUUCAGAAAUUGAUGAAACUGAUUCAAAGGAAAAGAAAAUUCUUAAAAAGAAAGUGAAGCGCAUGAAUAAACUGGAAUUGGAUGAAUUUAUAGUAGAACUGAAAGAACAACCUGACCAAAAUUUCUACGAAAAUACUAUGCACGAUUUCUAUGAGGUUAAGUUAACUGAGUUGCAACCAGAAGACAUUUCUACUGAUAAACCAGCAGAAAAAACUAAAAAACGUAAAAUUCUGCAUAAACGAGGAGAAGAUGAAGAAAUUGUUGAGAUUGUUGAAACUGUUUCAAUGCCCGGAGAGGAGCCACUAUAUGAAGUGACAAUAAGAUCGUCUGAAUCUGAAAAUAAAAUUGAUAGUCAAGACACAACCGAUAAGCCAAAAAUUAAAACUAAAAAGAUGAAGAAGAACGACCUAGAUGCCUAUAUACAACAACUGAUAAAUGCUGAAAUUCCAGUAACAGAACUAGAAAAAUAUGAAAAAACCGAAAUUGACGCUAAGCCAAAGAAGCCCAAGAAGAUUAAGACUAAGCCGCUUCAGGACACACUUGAUGAAAGUGAAUCUUUUGAAAUUGGUAUUAGCCAGCAAGAACCGAUUAAAAAAUCCAAGUCUAAGAAACCAAAGCCAUUAACUAAGGAAGAACAAGAGGUCAUAAUUGAACAAGAUGAUGUUCCUUCGUACGAUGAAUUCACAAUUAACACUAUCGACUCUCAGCCUGUUUCAAAGGAAUUCGUGGAAGAGGAAGUUCAUGAAGAACCUCUUAAUGUUGAUGACAUUAUAAUGGAAAUUCAUGAAACACUUCCUAUCGUUAUUUUAGAAGAAUAUGCUGAAGAUGUUCCGCAAAUUGUAGAAGAGCUUGAUCAAACUGAAAGGAAAAUAACCAAAAAGCGUAAGGUCAAAACAAGAAAGGGAUCAAAGCAGUAUGAAAUUGAAAUUGUCGAAACAGAAAGGCCAGAAGAUGAGCUUGACGAUGCAAAGAUCUUAGUUAUUACAACCGAAAUUGUGAAGGACAGUCCAGAUGGUAAUAAUAAAGAACCUCAUGCUCCACAGAAAACGGUUCGAAAAGUGAAAAAAGAUAAACUUAAGGAAUACAUCGUUAGCGUAGUUGAAGAGGCUCCUACAGAACUUAUUGCUAAACUUUCUGAAGAUGUUUCUGUAGUUAUUAAAGAAAAGAGUUUAGCCGAUGACGAUUUUACAAGCUUCACUACUACAGUAAUUGAUGACGUUACUGAUACCGAUGUGCAGCAAGUUGAAGAAGAAGCUGGCAUCUUAACAAGAUUGCCAAAAGAAAAGAAAAAGAAAAUACUUAAGCCAAAAAAAGUAAAAAUAUCGGAAGAUCAGUCACUUGAUGUUGAUCAGGAGGACCAGCAAGUGGACUAUAAUAGUGAUGAAGUUCAAUCACCCUCUGAACUACCAAGUAAGGAUUAUUUGGUCGAAAUCACCGAAAGUAUACCUAAGACAAAGAAGAAACCCGUAAAGAAACAGACUAAAGAACUAAAUCCAGCUCCUAUUUCCGAACAUGUAAUUCGUAUUGAAGAGCUCGAACCUGAGGUAAUAACUGAACAAAUUAUCAAUGAAGAAGGAAAGGAAGUCGAAAAAAUAACAUCAAAGCGUAAAAUAAAGAAGAAAACUGGUCCUCAAGAAUAUCUAAUUGAAGUUAUAGAAACUUACGUAGACAAUCAGCCUGAAGAGGAAUUAGUCAUACAGACUACAGAAGUAACUCCCGUGCCAGAGUCCGAGACACCUAAGGAUCACAAAAUAAAAAUUGUGAAAAAGAAAAAACCCAAAACAGAAAGUGUAGAUAGUUAUAUUCAAAAGUUAAUAGAGGAAGAAUUACCUAAAGUAGAACUUGAGAACUUUGAGACCACCAUAACAGAUUCUGUACCAGAUGUAAAGAAACAAAAGAUAACAAAGAAACAUCACAAGAAAACUACGGAAAUCGUUGAUGGUAUUCCACAUACAGUACAUGAAUUCACAAUACAAGAGUUUGAGCCUGAAGAAGAAAAACCAAUUCCGGAGUUCACAACAGAAAUUGAAGAUACGGAUACCGCAGAAACGAUAAAAGAUUUUGAAGUCGAGAUGCAAGAACAACAAAAACCUAAAACUAAGCCAAAGAAAGACAAGAAAUCGAAGAUUGAUGUCGUCGAGCAAGAACCAGUUAAAAUUGAAGAUAUUGCAGAGACUGUAAAAGUAACACAAGAUGUUUCAGAAGACGGCAAAAUAAAAGAAGUUCAAGUGAAAAAGCGUAAGAUCAUCCGAAAACAGGGCCCAACAGAGCAUAUUUUCGAAAUAACGGAGACCACAAAGAGUGAUGAGCCACUCACUGAAGUUACUGUUAUUGAGGUUGCAGAAAAAGAGGAACCCUCCGACCAAAUAGUAGAGAAACCCCAGAAGGUGAAAACUUCGAUCAAAAAACCAAAGAAGCUCAAGCCAGAAGAAGUAGAAGACUAUGUUAUAAAUAUUGUGGAAGAGUUUGCAAGGCCUUUGGAUGAAGACAAACUUAUUAAUAUAGUGGAAGAUACUCCUGAAACUCCUGAAGCUAAGCCAGUUAAGCACAAGAAAUCUAGUAAAAAAGCGACGGAUCAUAUUAUUCGAAUUGAGGAACUAGCUCCAGAAACUAUAAUUGAAGACGUAGUCAACGAAGAAGGCGAACAAGUUAAGCAAGUAAAAACAACCAAAAAGCUCAAGAAAAAGGAUGGUCCAAAAGAGUAUUUAAUCGAGAUAACCGAAACUUAUCAAGAAAAUAAGCCAGAAGCAGAUAUCGAAUUCACCACUAUCGAAAUACCUAAGGAGGACGUCUCUACGGAGGAAGAGCCACAACCAAUUAAGGUGGUACAAAAAAUUAAGAAGAAGAAGGCAGUGAAAGACGAUUUAGAUAAAUACAUUCAAGAGCUUAUUGAACGUGAAAUCACCAAAACUGAUCUUGAACAAUAUGAACCAACUGAAAUGGAAACUAAGCCCAAACAACCCAAGAAAAAGGUCAAACAUCAUGUCAAGAAGAGAGAGGAAAUAAUUGACGGACUUCCUGUAACCGUACAUGAAUUUGAUGUUUCCGAAGAAGAAUCGGAACUUCUGGAGUCAGAAUCGGAGCCACAAUUAGAUGAAACUGAGACUUUGCCCUUACUUCCAGAUGAGUCCAGUAAAUAUUUAGUGAACGUGUUUGACGAAAUCGUAGAACCUACAAAAUACACUGAAGACAUUACCGACACACUCAUAGAACCGACUAAAAAAGAAAAGUCGCUUAAAAAGAAAAAGGUGGAGAAAGCUCCCAUAAUUUUAGAUGAGGUAGAUGCAGUAACAGAAAUUAUAAAACAGCCAACUGAAGACGGUACAUUGAAGGACGUUACUGUGAAAAAACGUAAAGUAAAGCAUAGGCAGGGUUCGCAGCAAUUCGUUUUUGAGAUAACUGAAACUACUAGAGAAGAUCAACCUUUGGCAGAAGUUACAGUUAUCGAGGUAACAGAAAAUAUACCUCAAAGUGAAGAACAACAACCAGUUAUAGCCCACAAAACAGUUAAGAAACCGAAAAAAUUGAAAAUGGAUGUCAUCGAGCAAUAUAUUGUUAAUGUUAUUGACGAGUUUGUCCAAGUUUCUCAAGAUAAUGUUCCGGAAGAUGAAGUUAAGGAAAUUGAGGAAGAUGUUCCCAAGAAACCGAAGAAAUCAUCGAAAAAAUACAAAAUCAGUGAGCAUGAGGAAUUGGAGCAAGUUAGUCCAGAUAUAAAAGAAGAAGUUUAUGAUCAAUUGGAAGAAGAAAUUGUUGAAAGCCCAGAUCAAUACCCCGAUUUUACGAUUGAUAUUAAAGAAGAUAUUCCUAUCGAUGAAAAGAAACCAAAGAAAUCAAAGAAACAACCAAAGGCGGUGACCGUCGAUGAAUCUAAACAGCCUGAGCAGGAAAACUUCUUAAUUAAAGUAUCAUCUACAGAGGAAUUGAAGAGAGAUGAGUCACCAGAGCUAGAGUCCAUUCUAUCCCAGCCGGAAGAAAUUCAACCAGAUGACCAACCAAUUUUCCAUAUUGAAGAAAUUGAAACUGUUGCAGAUUUGAGUGAAGAACAGGAUGACAAGGUCGAGACUCCUCAAAAAGUGGUAACAAAGCGAAAGAUCAAAAAGCAAAUUGGUCCCAAAGAAGAAAUUAUCGAAAUCGUCGAAACUAUAAAGGAUGGCUUGCCAGAAUUUGAAGUUACAGUAAUUACUGAAGAGGCCAAAAAUGAAGAUGUUGAAAUUCCUCAAGAAGAAAAGCCAAAGAAAGUAAAGAAAACUAAAAAGGUUCAAAAGGAUGAUUUAAAUGAUUAUAUACAAAAACUGAUUGAACAGGAUAUUCCAAAAUCCGAACUUGAGAAAUAUGAAAAAAUCGAUUUUGAUGAACCUGUUAAAAUGAAAAAGAAGCCUGUCAAGAAAGUUAAGGUCACAGAAGAUCAACCCCAAGACACUUCAGAAAUAUCAGUUGCUGAGACACCCGCAGAAAAAUCAAUGUCAUCACAAAGUUCUGUGGACGAGCCUCAACUUAUGAUAACCGUCAAAGAAUUUGAAGCACCAAUGCCUGAAGAGUCUUCUUUCGAGGUAACUGUUCUUGAAGAAUUUGUGGAAAACAAGCCAAUUCCAGACGAACAGGGCGAAGUGAAAAUUAAGGAAGUGAAAACUAAAAAAAUUAAGCAGAAGAAGGGUCCAGAAGAAAUAAUUCAUGACAUAACAGUUAUUCGGGACAAGGAUACAGACGAAUCUGAAAUUACAAUAGUAACUUCCAGUCCAAGCCAAGGCGAAGAUCAAGAACAAGGAAAACCAGUAAAGAAGGAAAAACGAAUUAAAAAGAUUAAAAAGGACGAUGUUGACAAUUUCAUUCAAGCAGUUAUUGAAGAAGAUUUGCCAAAAGAGACUGAGGAUACUGUCGAUAUUAUCGAAGAAACAUCUCCUAAGCAAACUACUACCAAGCCGAAAAAAAUGAAGAGGAAGGAAAUUGAACCAACAACUGAGGAAUCGAGUCCGAUUGUUGACAAUGUUCAACUUGUCGAACAAGAACCUGAGAAAGAACCCAUAAGGGAAGAAGAGGUUCAAGUAGAAGAGACAAUUCCAUCUCCUGAAAAGCCUGAAGAAGUUGUUGCCCCUGAAGACGUCAAAAUUUCUCAAAAGAAAAAGAAACCAGUUAAAGAAAAAGUAAAGGUUAUUGAAGAGCAACCUGAGGAAAAUGCUCCUGAGCAGUCGUUUGAUGUUGUCGAACAAGACACUGAUAUUGAAAAGCCCGACAAUACCGAAUACAGCGUGACUUUCACUGAAGAACAACCAAAACAUGAGAAGAAAACAGAAAAGACUCCAAGCAAGGUAAAGCAAAUUGAAGAUCAACCAGAACAAUCAAAAUACGAAAUAUAUGUCAAGGAAAGUAUCGCUGAACCCGAAAACCAAUAUCCAUUAAACGUUGAAGUUAUCGAAAGUGAAACAAAAUCAGAAGAAACUACAGAUGAUGCUGGUGAUAUUCAUAAAGUGGUUACAACUAAACGAAAGAUAAAACGUCCAAAGGGUGAAACGGACGAAGUUAUUGAAAUUAUUGAAGUUGUAACUGAUGACCAACCUGAUGCAGUGAUUACAAUUGUAGAAUACGAGCCCGAGCAACCACAAAACGAUGAAAAGCCAAAAGAGCCGAAAAAGAAAACAAAGAAAAUCAAGAAAGAUGACAUUCACGAUUAUAUUCAAAAACUAAUAGACAUGGAAACUCCAAAAACUGAACUUGAGAAAUAUGAGAAAAUAGAUUUUGAGCCGUUACCUAAGGAAAAGCCCACAGAACCUUUGGAAGUUAGUGUAACAGAUACUUCUCAAACUGAAAAACCAAAGAAAGACAAAACAUCGAAACCAAUGGAAUUAACUAAAACAGAAGAAUCGCUGCCACAGCCAUAUGCUGAUAUUAAGGUCAUAGAGGAAGAAGCUCCUGAACAACCUGUGGUUCCUGUGGAAGUGGUAGAAAUAAAACCAAAAGUAGUGGAAAUCAAGGAAGUAAUUACUGAAGAGGGUAUUCCCGUUCAAGAGAAAACCACUAAGCGUGUCUUGAAAAAGAAGGGACCACAAGAAGACACAACUUACAAAAUCACCACAAUUGAAAGUGAAGAUAAAGAAUCUGUUACGGUUAUUGUUGAUGAGGAACCAGAAGUUGCUCCAGUAGAUAUAACUGAAAGUCAACCAGAGAAUGAGGACGUUAAAGCACCAAAAGCAAAGCCAAAGAAAACGGUCAAGAAAAUUAAAAAGGAUGAUUUGGACGAUUAUGUCAAGAAAUUAAUUGAGGAAGAAAUACCAAAGAUCUCAAUGGAAAAGUACGAAAAGGUGGAAAUGCCAGAAAAACCAAAGCAACCAAAAGAAAUCCCAAGCGAAAGUGUUCCAGAAGAGGAUACACCUACUAGGCCAGAACAACCAUUAGCAGAUCUUGAAUCAAUCAAACCUAAAAAGACCAAAACAGUUAAGCCACAGCCAGUUGACAAGAUAGAACAAACACCAGACGAACCGACAGAGACUAUUGUAGGAACUGAAGACGUUACGGAAGACACACCAAAACAUAUUGCACACCCCGAGGACACAGCCACAGCACAAAUUACACCAAGCGCACAAGAUGAGAAAUCUACUCAAGAAGACACUAAAGAAACAAUUCAGAAAACAAUUAAGCAUAAGAAAGCUAAGCCAGACACAGUUCAAAGCGUUGAAACAAGUGAAGCACCCGAGGUUCAUAAGGAUUAUCACAUAAGCGUAAUCGUAGAAGAACCAGUUGAAAGAGAAGAACAGCCCGACAGGAUUUUGGAAGUGAGAGUCAUUGAUGAAGUUGCCGAAAUCGAAGAAUCACAGCCCAUCGUUGAAGAAGUCGAAGAAGAGGAUGAACAACCAACAGAUGGUACUGUUGAAGAUGUUACGAAGCCAAAAACAAAGAAGAAGAAGAUUGUUAAAAAGAAGACCAAUGAACACGAUGAUAUUAUUCAAAAGCUGCUUGAGCAAGAGAUUGAAAAAACCGAAUUGGAAAAAUACGAGAAAAUGGAGUUUGAUCUUCCUAAGAAACUAAAACCAGAGUUUGCAAACCUUGAACCAAUGAAAAUUGAGCGAACCGAACACAAACCAACAAAGGUGACAAUUGUUGAAGCUGCAGAGGUUCCAAAGACUGUUAAGUUGAAGCCUGGCAAACGGAAGGAAAAGCCUUCUGAAGAACAGGCAGUACAACUUCCCAAAUUCAGGCUAAAGACGCGCAUGACAAUGGUCGAAUAUCCGCCAGUACCUCAAAUACCAAAACUGACUGACAUAGGUGCAGUAAAAGACAAUGGUGAGCUCUCUCGCAAUAUUGAAGAAGCCGAGGAGGUAUUGAAGUUUAAGCCCCACAAGACAAAGAAAAUCAAGAAAAUAAAGGAUGACUUAGAGAAGGUGGAGCUCGAAAAGUAUGAGAAAUACGUUAGUAGCGAAGAAGAACCCGAAGAACAGAAGCCAUACCAGAAACCAGAAAAGGCUCAAAAGACAGAAGAAAGUCCUGAAGAUGUCAAACUUAAGAUUGGCAAGGGCAAGAAGAAGCCUAAGGAGGAAGAGUCUCAAGAAAAUGUUACUCUCAAAAAGAUACCACAGAAAUCUGUAGAAAGUGAAGAAGUGGUUGAAAAGAAACCUAAGGAAAAGGAUGUAGUAGUUAUUGAAGAACUUCCAAAGCAGCCCAAGGAACAGGACAUUCAAGUCGAACCGUUUGAGCCAAUUGAUUUUGAGCAUCCUGAAUAUGUACCAGAAGAGCUUGAACAAAUCGAGCAACCUGAAAAGCCCGAAAAGACGAAGAAACCCGGUAAGACCAAAUACAAGCCAAAGGAGAAAUCCAAGCCGGAACAGGACACUAUCAUAACAGAAAUUGUUCCUGGUAAGCCUAAGGAAGAAGAAGAGGUACCUGAACAACAAGUCAAGUUCCGUAAACCUGAGAGUGAAGCUCCUGAAGAGACUGACACUCAAAUUAAAUUAAAGCCUGUUCAAAAACCUGUUGAGGACACAGUAGUUGAAGAUGUCGUUGUUAAGUCCAAGGACGAGGAACCUCAGCCUACAGUUGAAGAGUCUAAGCCCGUUGAGGAAGUGAAAAAGCCUAAGAAAACGAAAUCUAAACCAGUUGCACAAAAAGAAGAAGAAACUACAGUGGAACAACCAACAGAAUUUGAGAUUUCAGUUAAGGACGAGGAAAUAAUUAAAGAAAAGCCAGUUGAAGAAGAAAAGCCUAAAGAAGUAAAGGUAAAACAAAAGAAACCAAAGGAGGCUCCUGCUGCCGAAGUUGAAAUCGUCGAGGAAACACAGACUGUCGAUGUACCUGAAGACAUACCCGUUGAGUACAAAAUUACUACAACUGUUUUGGAACCCGAGGAAGCUCCAAAGGAACAUCAAGUCAGGGUUUUGGACUUUGAUGAAAGGGAAGUCACUACUGAGGAAGUUGUUGAAGAAAAGGUUGUAACAAGAAAGAAGAAGCCAAAGCCUCAACAACCAGAAGUAUUUGAAGUCACUCUAAAGGAGCCAGAGGAAACACAACCAGAACCAGAAGAAAUCACUGCUGAGGUUGUGAUACCAAUAAAACAACCUGAACAGGAACCUGAGCAGUACGAAGUGGAAUUGAAGUUAACCGAAUCACAACCACAAGAACAGGAAAUAACAGUUAAGAAGAAACCUAAGAAGAAGCCUGUGGAGGAGGUAAGAGAAGUGGAACAACACGUGGUGAAAGAAGUGGAAGUCCAACCGGCCGAAGAAGAAGAGGUUAUUGUUCAAGAAGAACAAAUUAGUCAAACUGAUACUCCGAAAUCUUUCGAGUUCCAAAUUACUGAAACGCAAGCUCCUCAAAAGAAACCUGAAGAAGUUAUCGAAGAAAAGCCGGUUGAAAAGGUGAAAGAAAAGGCACCCAAGCCGAUUGAAAAGACAGACUCUUACCAGAUCAGCAUUAAAGAAUCUCAAGUUGAAAAUGUUCUCGAAACGACAAAGCAGCCAGAAGAGGAAGUUCCUGAAGAGGUAGUUUUUGCCCCAAGGCCAAAAGAAGAUAAAACAUUUGAGGCAGAGUUUGUCAUAACGGAACCAAAACGUGAAGAAGUUGCCGAAGUUGAAGCCGAAAUCAAACCGAAGAAGACUAAGAAACCAAAGAAAACUGAGGAGGCCGUUAGUCACGAUAUUAAGGUUGUCGAAGUAUCUGCACCGGAGGAAGUAGUAGAUGAAGCUCCACAAAUUGAAAUUGUUGAGAAAGAAACAGUGAUUGCUGAAGAAAAGCCGGAUGAAUAUACAAUUCGUGUAUCUGAAACAAAAGAAGCACAACCAGAUGAGCCUACACUUGCACAAUUUACUGUAAAGAAGGCAAAGCCUACUCCAGAAGCUACUGAGGAGCCGGAAGCUGAGUUUGUUCUUAAAGAAAGCAAGCCAAUUGAAACCGUUACCGAAGACGCCCAAAUAAAGACGAAGAAGCCCAAAAAGAAGGUUAAGGAUGUUGAGGCAGAGGAAUUAAAGAUACAGAUUUCGGAAGAAGUCCCACAAGAAGUUCCAGUAAUCGAAGAAAUCGAAGAAGUUGCAAUCAAAGAAAAAGAGGAAGCUCCUGUGGAAUAUAAAUCGUAUGAAAUUGGAGUGAAGGAAACAGUUCCAGAAAAGCCAGUGGCACCUGUGGAAGAUGAAUUGGUUGUUGAACCAGUCGUUGAAGAGCCUCAACCUGCACCUGAAGAACUGAAGGUGAAAGUUAUUGAAGAAACUCCACGUGAAAUUAUAGAAGAAGUUGUGGAGGAGGACGUUAAAGUUAUUCGUAAGAAGAAACCCAAGCCACAAGUUUCAGAAGAGCCGGAGACUCAAGUGAGCUUUACAGGUCCAAAGCCGGUAGAUGAGGUUGAAGCAGUACAAAGCGUCACCAUCGUACCUGAAGUUCCAACUGAUGAGGAGGCUGCUGAGCUCAAGAUAACCGUUAUUGAUGAAAUUUCUGAGCCCCAGGAACUAAUUCAAGAAAUAGAAGAAAUCGACAUUAUUGAAGAAGAAAAGAUUCAACCUAUUCCGGAAGAUAUACCCGCAGACUUUAAGUUUAGUCUUAAAGAGACAGAGGCACCAAAGGAAACGGUCGAGGAGUUACCAGAAGAACAAUUUACCAUUAAGAAGAAGAAAAAGGUGCCUGAGCAACUUAUUGUUGAAGAACCUGAAGCUGUAUUCGAAAUUAAGCCCAAGCCACAAGUCGAGGAGGUAACUGAAGAAGCCAAGAUCAAGAAAAAGUCCAAAAAGCCAGUUAAAGAAGAAGAAGCUGCCGCUGAGCUUAAAGUAACAGUCAUCGAGGAGGUAGCACCAGGACCAGAUGUUAUUGAGAUUGUGGAAGAAGUUGAGGAAACUCCAGAAGAAAUAAUUGUCGAACAGCCAGAAGAGAAACCAGUUGAGUACAAAUUCAAGGUUUCUGAAAGCCAACCAGAAGCUCCAGAAGUACCUGAAGAGCAGCAAGUAUCGCUGCCGAAGAAAAUACCAAAGCCCGUUCAAGUGACUGAAGAGCCUGAAGCUGAAGUUACUCUAAAACCUAAACCAAAGGUUGAAGAAGUAAAAGAAGAAGCAAAAAUAAUCAAAAAGAAACCUAAGAAGCCAGUUGUGGAAGAAGCUGCUGAAGAAGUGACUGUCAAGGUCGAAGAAGAAAUCACUCCAGAGCCAAUAGUUGUAGAGGAAGAAGUAAUUGAAGAGGUUCAAGUUAAGAAAUCAGAAAAACCAUCCCUAGAAGAAGAAAUUGAUGCUGCCGUUUUUAAAUUAAAGAAGCCUGAAUCACCUGAAGAAGACGAAGUGGUAGCAGAGGUUACUCUGAAGCCAAAGGUUCCCAAGGAAGUUCAGGACGAAGAGUUCUCGGUGGACGUCAAGCUACCAAAGGAAAAGAAGGUUUCUGAGGAAACAUCUAACGAAACAGUGCAACUUAAGAAAAAGAAGAAGCCACAGAAACCUGUAGAAGAGGCUGCUGAUGAACUCCAACUCCAACAAACUGUUAUUGAAGAAAGACCAGUUGAGAUUGAAGAAGAGGAAAUUGUUGAGGAAGCCGUUAUUAUACGUAGAAAGCCUAAAAAACCCAUUGAACCAACUAUUGAAGACCUUGAAGAAACUGAAUUUAGCCUUUCAUUCAAGAAACCACAUACCAUUACUGAAGGUGUGGAAGAGGCAGCAACAGUUCUGAAGAAGCGUCCAGUCAAACCUACCACCCACGACGAAGCUGCAGCAGAAUUGUCAAUAAAACGUCUAGAGGAAGAAUACGAAGAAGGCGAUGAUAUUGAAGAAUUUGUUGUUAGCCAGCGUAGAAAGCCUAAGGAGUUGCAAAUUACAGAUGAAGCAGACCAAGAGUACACAGUCAAGAAGCUUAAACGUCGCAAGAAGGUUGACAUUCCAGAAUUCACAGAUGUUGAAAACGUUACUUUCCGCGCUAAGAGCACAAAAACCAAAGAAGACGUUGACCAAGAAUUCAAUAUUGCUCUUGAUUCCUAUGCUGAAGAAGAGGUAUCAAUGUCUGGAAAGGUGAAAAUUAAGAAACCUAUUAAAAAGACGUACUCUGAAGCAACAGACGAGGCAAAGAUCAAAAUCAUACAGGACUAUGAUGACGGGGAAGGUCCAAUCAUUGAAGAAAUACGCGACGACGAGGAUACCAUAGAUGAAGUUGAAGAGCCAGAGGAGUACAUGGUAGAAGAAUUACCUCCAGAUGAGGUAGACUUCAAGCUUAAACCAAAGAAGCAACCUAAGCCAACUUACUCGGUUCAAGACGAAGAGGAAGAACAAUUCCUUAUUGGUAUUCGACAGCCGAAACGCGAUUCUGUAACGUAUGACGAAGAUUCUCUUACAUUCAAAAAGAAGCGUAAAGUCAUUCAACAACUCUUUAAUGAAGAUGGCGCUUCACUUAACAUUACCAGAGAAAUGGAUGUGGAAGAAUCCAAUACCGAGAACAUUAUGUAUUCUAUCUGCAAUUAUAUUGCGGACAACGACGAGGCUAUUAACUUAGUUGAGGGUGAAAAGGUCCUGGUUAUUGGUCGCCAUAGCUCUGAAUGGUGGUACGUCAAGAAGAGCAUCACAGAGGAAGAAGGUUGGGUACCCGCCCAAUACCUUAUGGGACCCGAGGAAUAUGACCAAUAUGUUCAAAACAAACUGCAUGAGAAGAUCGAUAAGUUACCCGUCUUUGAAAGACCUGGACCUGAAGACAAGCCGAUUGCCCCACGUUUCAUUGAAAAGCUGCAGCCUAUUCAUUCACUUGAUGGUUACACUGUUCAGUUCGAAUGUAAGGUUGAGGGAAGUCCAAGACCUCAGAUUGCGUGGUUCCGCGAAACUGCUAUCAUUAAGCCUUCGCAAGACUUCCAAAUGUUCUAUGAUGAUGAUAAUGUAGCCACUUUAAUUAUUCGCGAAGUUUUCCCAGAAGACGCUGGCAAAUUUACUUGCGUGGCCAAGAAUGCCGCUGGCUUCACAUCAACCACAACAGAAUUGAUUGUGGAAAGUCCUUUAUCUGAUCAUGGCUCAGAUGCCACUGCAUUGUCACGCAGGAGUAUGUCGCGUGAAUCCUCAUUGGCUGAUAUCCUUGAGGGCAUUCCACCAACAUUCUCACGCAAGCCCAAGGCACAAUAUGUCGACGAGGGCAGCAACGUUAUUCUGGAAUGCCGCCUUGUUGCGGUUCCCGAGCCCGAUAUUGUGUGGACCUUUAAUGGCGAAGAUAUCGAUGAGGAGGAAAUUAAAAACAUUCGUAUCGUAACUGAAUCUGAUAUGCACAUGUAUUGUAGCGUUGUUCAUAUUACUAAAGUGAAGAAAUCUCAGGAGGGGACCUAUGAAGUUAUAGCUACAAAUCGUGAGGGCGAAUCGCGUCUGCCCAUCACACUUAAGGUGCGAACUUCCGACAAAGAAGCCCCACAAAUUCUAGAACCGCUGCGUAACAUGGUAGUUCGUGAAGGAGAGAGCGUCAUGCUCUCUACCCAGAUUGUUGGCAAUCCACCACCCAAGGUAACGUGGUACAAGGAUGGCAAGCCUAUUAAGAAUGGCAAGACCGAUAAGGAUAUUCAUACUCUUACCCUCAUCACGCCAAAGAAGUCGGAGAAGGGAGAAUAUACUGUCAAGGCUGUCAAUCCUUUGGGCAGUGUGGAAACUACUGCUAAUCUGACGAUUGAAGAACCGACAACUGGUAAUGCUGAGCCUCCACUGUUUGUGGAACGUUUCGAAGAGCAAUCUGUACCACAAAAGGGUGUUAUUCGACUACCAGCAAAGGUGUCCGGCAACCCUGUACCAGAGGUUCAAUGGCUAUUUAACAACAGUCCGUUGUUCCCCAACGAACGUAUUCAGCAAGUGUACGAUGGUGAAAAUAUUGAGCUCGUCAUUCAGAAUGCCAAUCCUGAAACAGAUUCGGGUGACUACAAGUGCAUUGCCAGCAAUCCUGUUGGCAAGACAUCGCACGGUGCCCGCGUUAUUGUCGAAGUCGAUGAGGUGACCUUUACCAAAAAGUUAAAGAAGACAAUUACCAUUGAAGAGGUGCAAUCGUUAACGUUGGAGUGCGAGACUUCUCAUGUGGUAACAACUAAGUGGUUCUUCAAUGGCAAGGAGUUGAGCGGCAUGGACCAUCGCGUUGUUGUUGAGGAUGGCAAGACACACAAGCUGGUCAUAAGGAACACAAAUCUUCGUGAUUCCGGCAAAUAUGUGUGCAAGGUCAAGAAACAAGAAACCGAAUCAACUGUGGAGGUUCUAAAGCGUAAACCAGACUUUAUAAAGGUUCUAGAAGAUUACGAGGUAACUGAGAAGGAUACCGCCAUUCUGGACGUUGAGCUGACAACUGAAUCGACUGAGGUCACCUGGUACAAGGACGGCGAAAAGAUUACAAUUGAAAGCAAGAACUGUGAAUUCAUCAAGGAUGGCAAAUCGAGACGUUUGGUGAUACACGAUACAACCAUACAUGAUGAGGGCGAAUACACGUGCAAGAUCGAGGGUCAAGAGUGCAGUGCAGAACUGACUGUCAUUGAACUACCACCAGAGAUUGUAACUCCAUUGAAGGAUGUGUCUGUUACUAAGGGCGAAAAUGCUAUAUUCCACAUUGAACUAAGCAAGGGCGAUGCUCUGGUAAAAUGGUUCAAGAACGGCAAAGAAAUCAAGUUCGACGAACGCAUUCAACUCGCAAUUGAUGGCAAGAAACAAUCCCUUCGCAUUGUCAAGGCCAAGCCCGAAGAUGUGGGCGAGUAUUCCAUAGAGGUUGGCGAACAAACUUCCAAGGCAAAACUGACUGUCGAAGAGCCAUUGGUUGACUUCAUAGUGCGAUUGCCAGAUGUUACACUCGCCACAAAGACAACAGAUGCUGAAUUUACCGUUGAACUGUCUCAGCCGGACGUUGAAGUUACGUGGUGUAAGAAAGGCAAGCCCAUUAAGCCAAAUAAGAAGCAUGAGGUAUUCGUUGAGGGCACAGUGCGUCGCCUGGUCAUCCAUGAUGCCAGCGAUGAUGAUGCGGGUGAGAUCAGCUGUAUUGCUGAAAAUGUCACCAGCAGCACUAAACUGUGCGUUGAAGAGCUUAAACUGCCACCCGUGAUUACCUCUGACAAGGAUCAAACCAUCAAAGUAAAGGAGGACGAGGAUGCUACCUUCACUGUCAAGUACACUGGCGCUCCGACUCCAGAGGCCGUAUGGACAUCGCGCAAGGUUGUCAUUCCUAAGACAAAGCGUACAAUCCCAACCAUCGAUGAACAAUCCGCAACUCUAACCAUUAAAAAGGUCGUUGACGAUGAUGAGGGCGAGUACACGGUCAAACUGGUCAAUCCUGUGGGUGAGGCCGAAGCCAGCCUACACUUGGUCAUUAUGCGCAAACCCACGGCACCUGGAACCCCUCAGCCACUGGAGGUAAUGCACGACUCGAUAACACUUUAUUGGAGGGCGCCCGAAGACGAUGGCAAGUCCGAAAUCAUUGAAUACAUUCUGGAGUACCAUGAUGUUAAGGAAGAAAAAUGGACUGAGAUUCGCAAGAUUAAGGACACAACGUAUACGAUAAGCAAACUAAAGAUCGACACCGAAUAUGUGUUCCGUUCGAUUGCGGUCAACGAAGUUGGCCCCUCACCGCCAUCACCUGCAUCGCCACCUAUUCGUCUGGUGCCCAAGGUUCAGACCGAGGCACCCAGCGUACGCGAGCCACUGCAGGAUAUUGUCAGUGAACUGGACAAGGAAGUGACACUAUCCUGUGUGUUUGGCGGCAUUCCUGAGCCAAGCGUUACCUGGAAGAAGAACGGCAAGAUCAUCGAGUCUACGACCAAUGUGCGCUACGAAAAUCGGGUGGCCAAGUACAUCAUUGAAAAGACAACCAUUGAGACUGAAGCCACCUACACAUGCGUGGCAACCAAUGAGAAGGGCACAGUGGAGACAUCGUGCAGACUGAAGCUGCAGCAGAAGCCAAUCGUGGAGAUUGAGGACAAGUAUGUGGCACAGAAACUGCGCACUGGCGCUACUCUCAGCAUUCCAGCAACGGUUCGUGGCUAUCCCAAGCCCACAGUCACCUGGCACAAGGAGACUAUCGAGCAGAAGUCGACCAAGGAGAUUACCAUUGAAACCACCGAAACAAGCUCUACCUAUACGAUUAAGAAGGUAACUCGCGAGCACUCUGGUCGCUACAAGGUGACGGCCACCAAUGAGUGGGGCUCCACUCAUAUGGAGUGCACGGUACAAGUAAUUGAUAAGCCAAGCAGGCCGCAAUCGUUGGAGGUUAAAGACAUUAAAAAGGAUUCAAUUACCUUGGAAUGGACGCCGCCAAUUGACGAUGGUGGCAUGGAUAUUAGCAAGUACACGUUGGAGAAAUGCGAUGUGCAGAACAACGUAUGGAUGAAGGUCUCCGAUUUCGACAAGGAGAUCAACUCGUAUGCCAUUCAAAAGCUUUCCAUGAAUGCCCAAUACAUGUUCCGUGUUGUGGCUAUCAAUCCUAUUGGCGAAUCCGAACCAACGGAGAGUCAAACAGUCACAAUCACCAAGAAGUUUGAGAAACCAUCCCCACCACGCGGCCCCACCGCCGUCUCUGGCAUGAACGACACAUCGUUCACACUGUCCUGGGAACCGUCGGAGAGCGACGGAGGCUCGAAGAUAAUCGAGUACAUUGUGGAAAUCAGGGAAGAGACUGAGACAGUCUAUCGCUCGGUGGGCAUCACGACGGGCACUGUGACAAACAUUCAAGUGGAGAAGGUUGUGAGAAACAAGGGCUAUCUGUUCAGGAUCUACGCUCGUAACGAGGUCGGCACCAGCGAGGCGUUCGAGACCACGGAGAAGAUUGUUGUGGGUCGCAAGAUAACCCCGCCAUCGCCACCUCAGAAUCUGAGGGCGCCGGAUGUGACAAGUCGCAGCGUCACCCUCGACUGGGAGGUGCCAGCCCGCAAUGGAGGUUCCGAAAUUACAGGCUACUGUGUGGAGAAGAAGUCUUCCACAUCGACCAGCUGGACCAAGGUCAUUACACUGGAUGCACAUCAGCUGCACUACACCAUUGACAAUCUGAAGGAGAAGUGCGAGUACUGGUUCCGUGUCUCGGCGGAGAAUGAGGCUGGUUUAGGUGCACCAGCCGUCACCGAGAGCGUCUCGCUAAAGACACAUGCCAGUGAGUAUUGUUUGAUAUUUAAACGAGUGCACAUUGGAUAAGUAUUUGCUUGUAUUUUUGUAGCUGUACCAUCGCCACCAACUGCUCCACUGGAGGCGCGAGUUCUCGCUGCCAAUGCACACAUAUUCGAAUGGGGUAUUCCCGAGUCAGAUGGAGGUGCGCCACUGCUCGGCUAUCACAUUGCCAUACGUGACAUGAAGAAGUCCAUGUGGAUUGAGGUUGGUCGCGUGCCAGCCGGUGUGCAAAAGUUCCAGAUUCGCGAUCUGCAAGAGAAUCACGAAUACAUGAUUCGCAUAUUCGCCAAGAACGAAAUUGGUCUAAGUGAACCUUUGGAAUCCGAAGAGCCAUACAAGGUGAUGACUGCGGGUCACGAAAGUCUGCCAGAUGAGCCGCGUACUGAGAUGAGCACAUGCAACACAUCGUCGUGGUUGCGAGACCACAACAUGGAUGCAGACAUUCAUUCGUAUGCGCGCGGCAGACUGCUUCAACGCGAUGAGUACUUCUUCCGUCUGUGGGCACAAAUACCCCAGAAGAAGAAGAAGGACUCCAAGUAGUAUGUAAAUGAGACAACUACGAACUAAUCAACUUAGCGAUAGCAAGUACCAGACAUGACAUAAACGAAAUGAAACUUAGGAUUAGGCUUAAGCAUACUCUACUACUAUUUCAAUUUUUGUAUUUAAUUCAUUAUUUCUUUUGUAGCUUUUUUUGUACUUUGAGAAAGAAAACACACAGAGUUUGUAAAGAUAAUGUAGUGAUUGGAAUUGCGUCCAGCUUAGUACAGCGAUGUCCACGACAUUCUCCCCCUCCAGAGACAAAGAGUGCGAGCGAAGAAAAUACUUAAUGUAUUUGGCGGGGGGAGGCGUGGACGUGGCUGUGAGUUGUGUCGCCCAUUACAUAAUCUCUGUAGUAAUUUUUGAUUCGUUAUGAUUUGCAUAAAUUCUUAUGAUUUUCUUCACUUUAUUUUUGUAAGCUGUGAUAAAUUUAUCAAAUUCGAAAGCGUCAAACGAUAUGAAAAGCCAUGAAUUCAGCGCCACGACUCAACGAGCAUCGGGCAACGGCAGCCAGUGGACCACAACAGCAGCAAUAGCAAUUCGUAACAACAAUAACAAUCCGAGGGGCAACAACAAUAACACAACAGAGCGGACUCAAUAUCCUCUAGGGAGACAAACAACAAAUGGUGCAAUUCGAUAUGAGUUACGAGUAUGUUUGUGCUAUAUUUGUGUGUUGCCCAUUUGAUUGUCUGUUCUCUGCUGUCGCUGUUCAGUUGUCGCACUGCUGGAUGCUGUUGCCUUUGCCGUGUGUUCGCAGUGCGCUGAAUUGAUGGCCAGAGAAACAGAGGGUUACAUAACUAUGUAAAACAAAACCAAAUAAAGAAAAACAAUUAUAAUAAAAAACAAAUUUAAAUGAAUUUUUAACGAA